Pelobates cultripes (western spadefoot toad) is the source of this 77782-nucleotide messenger RNA. The record is from the annotation of a GenBank genome assembly. Lineage: Eukaryota; Metazoa; Chordata; Amphibia; Anura; Pelobatidae.
AGCUCAGUCACCGAGAGGAAGAUGGCGUCUCCUGUGGGCCCCGCCGGGCCGGGCUGGGAGGUGGCGGUGAGGCCGCUCCUGUCCGCCUCGUAUUCGGCCUUCGACAUGAAGGAGCUGCCGCAGCUGGUGGGCUCCGUCAUAGAGAGGUGAGACCCCCGGGGGGGGGGGGGAGAGCGGGGAGCCGGGCAGCUUGCUGUGUCACUGCGGCCUGUCACAUCCCGGGGGCCCCCACUCACCGAGCACCCCCUCCCACACACACUGACACACUCUCACUUAAACACAUCCCGGGGCCCCCUCACUGUCACCAACCGGGCCCCCCUGACAUCAACGCCCCCUCCCCACUGUCACAUCCCGGCCCCCCUGACAUCAACGCCCCUCCCCCCACUGUCACAGCCAUCCCGGGCCCCCGACAUCAACGCCCCUCCCCCCACUGUCACAUCCCGGGGCCCCCUGACAUCAACGCCCCUCCCCCACUGGGUCAUGAUCCUCUGGGCCCCUCAGACAUCACCGCCCCUUCUCCCCACUGUCACAUCCCGGCCCCCGGACAUCAACGCCCCUCCCCCCACUCAAACAGCAUCCUGGGCCCCUGACAUCAACGCCCCUCCCCACUGUCACAUCCCGGGGCCCCUCACUGACACCAACCGGGCCCCCUCACGACACCAACCUGGGCCUCCCUCUCACACACCAACUGCCCCCUCAUCAUACCCACCGGCCUUCACUGAUACCUCAACUGCCCCUCAGCCUGACAUAAUUCAACCGGCCCCUUCACUUCACACCAACCUGGGCUUCCUCACUGACACACCAACCAGCCCCUCGACACCACCGCCUCGACAUCAACGCCCCCCCACUGUCACAUCCUGGGCCCCCUUUACUGAUACCCAACCGGCCCCUCACUGACACCAACCGGGCCCCCUCACUGCACAACCGGGCCCCUGACACCAACUGGGCCCUCCUGACGCCACCGGGCCCUGACAUCAACGCCCCCUCACUGUCACAUCCCGGGGCCCCCCCUCACUGUCACAUCCUAGGUGAGCUGUCGUCGGUGUCCAAGGGCGCCCGGGUAGAGCUGUCACCCGCGCCCCUGGAAAGCUGGCUCUGAGCGCCCUAAAGCACUAGGAGCUCAGUCACCGGGAUCCCUGGUACUCUAAGUGAUGUUAUUGGGGCCUCUGUCACCCCAGAAGUGUCCCCUCACAACACAGGGCUAAGAGUUCUUUAUUGCACUAACCUGCCAUAGUUUGCAUUAGUGUAACACAUUUGUUUAACAGAUAUUUUGGAUUCUCUCUCUGUGCAAACUACUCGUCCUUCCCUGUUGGUGGUCCCUGUGGCAGCAGGUUUCUGGCCCUACACAUCCAGUAUCAGUAUUCAAUUUACAGGAGAAUUAACCCCAACAUGCAGGCAGUUCUAUGCAAAGAAAAUAUAUCAAGUAAAACAUUAUGAUCAGAAGUGAUGGUUAAAAUAUCCCAGGCCUAGGCCCCUUAGUCAUGUUCCUAAAAUAGUCCACCCGUCCUUGCACAUUUAUUUUCAAUUCACAGCGAGAGGACCUGGAUCCUUAGAGCUCAUUGUUACCUUGUCCUACACAGAAUGCUGGAUUUUACGAUUUAUUGCAAGUUCCAAGAAGACUUUAUUCUAUCUGCUACCACAUUUUGAGAUUAGUUCAUUAAACUGGUAAUUGUGGAGAAUGGAUAGCGGAACGUUGCCCUAGCAUUUUCCUUUCUAUUAUGUAGUUAACACAAUUUUCAUUUAAUUUAAACAAACCCUGCUUUUGUAAUAUACUUCUUUUAGCUCGUAAAACAAAAUAAGGACUAAAACAGGAAGCUUUUAGGAGGAGACCUGGUGAGAGACGUUUUGAGCAGAACUUUUGUUUUUACUUUGUAAAAUUCUGCUGGUUCUGUGGGAGUUUGAGCUGCUCUCGCUGUACUGAUUGGGACAAAGUAAUCUGAUGGUUAGUGAGUGUAGAGACCUUCAGGCAAUUUACUCUGCGGUAGGUUUUGUUAUUCCCUGCUCUGGGAAUGAAAGUGAAGAGUUUGAAGGACGCUUGUUAUGUGUGAUGCGGCUGUUUGUGAUUUUUACAAUUCACCAGAAAUGUCUCGAACUUCCCAUUUACUGAAAUUGUGUUCUGUACGGCCUGUAGCCCUGAGGGCCAGUCAUCUGGCUUGCAAAACAUUAUAUUAUGAUAAUUUUAUGGCUUUUGGUGUCCAACGAAUGCACUGUAUGGAGUAUUCUUCACAUUCCACAGUCCCUUCCCUUUUUGGUUUGUUUGUUGAAUUGCAUUGUGAAGUUUUAAAAGCUGAAAAGUUCUAAAACGUACUUGAUGCUGACCUCAGUUAUACAUAAAACACAUUAAUAUUGGCAAACAGGAUAUACCUAAGAACAUAAAUGGAAAAAGAAACUCAUAGGGUAGGAACGUUUUCUAAAAAAAACACCUGAAUUUAAGGUUGUACUCACAAAGUAGCAGAAAAUUCAGGCUCGUCGAUGAUAUGUAGAUUCCAAUAAUUAAUGUAAAGAGAAUAUAAAAGAACACAGUGCAACACUAAUAUGAUGUUUAAACACACGAUUUAAUGGUUACACUUACAAAGUAUAGAUCGGUUAAAAGCCCAUCAGUACAAUCCUGUAGUCACCUGUCCUGUUUUUGAUGAUGUAGGAUAUAGGAGUCCUCACAGGCAUCUUAGGCAGAAAUGGCAGCAUAUAAAACAAUAAUCACAACGUGUUUCGUCUAAUUACUUUAGACUUCAUCAGGAGUAUUUCAAGUGCUAAGUAGUGCAUGGAUUGAAGUCUGUGGAAACCAAUCCUUUCAUUUCCUCUCAUAUGUUCACGAUUCUUCAAUUUGCUCUAUCCAUAUAUGGAGUUCUGGUCUUUGACGUCAGAGACGUUUGACCGUCCGAUCAGUCUCCACAUAUUGGUGAAUAGUCACAGAGAAUCCUCAGUGAAAAACAUAGUCCCAUAUGAUCACAUAGGAAGCAAGAAAUUCAAGACCAAUUAGUCACCAUACAUAAAACUAUUUAUAUUAAUAUACAAAAUAAAAUCCACAAAUUAAAAUCACAAAUAAAAAUGAACAAUCUAAUAACUAAGCAAGGUGCAUACUUUAAUAUACAUUAAUAUUGGAAAGAUACCUAUGCACUUUUUUCUGGUUUAGUUAUGGUGCUGCCUUCCAAUUCUAAUAAAACAAUUUUUGAGCAGUUUGCACAAGACCAGUGGUCUCCAUUGUGCAAGCGUGCUGGCUACCUGCUCAGCCGUUGCUGAUUUAAAAAGUUCUACAUUCGCCUAAGUAAUGUCAAUUUUGUCCAUGUUUGCCCAGCACUGGUAGGCCGUGCCCGCUGGCAUGUUGUGGUUAAGAUACUUAAACUGAGCCUUUAAAGUGACACUAAUGCCAGGUUCCCUUUAAGCUCUAUGUUAGAUUAAGCAACUGAUGUAUCAUUGACAAUAAAGAUUCUACUCGGCUCCACUCCAGAGUAACACCUACUCUCCUCUGCUCGUCAAACACAGAAUAGCUGCGCUUGGUAAUACCUUCCCUUGCGAGCACAGCUACUCUAUAAUACUGACGUACUUCCGUCAUUAUCAGCAUAUCGGUGUCAGAACGGAGUGUCGUCUUUCAUUCUCUUUCUAUAUUACCAUAGCAGAGAGUAAAAAGCAUUUGACAAGGGAAUACUCAACGCACGUACAGUGGGGAAAAGGAGCAGGAGCCCCACCUGUAGGAGGGUUCUCCAAUUCACUUCUUUCUAAGUAUAAAUGUUAUGAUGAAGACUGGUUAAGUGUGGAAGGGUCUUUAAUGUUAAUUAGAAAUAUGUAAACAUCUGCUAGCACAGUGUAUAGAUUUAUGUUCUUAAAAGACCUGUCACUUCAUUUGUGAAGUGUGAAAAAUUAGUGUAAGGCAGGGGUUACUCCAACCAACAUAACCACAUCUGUGAUCUGAAGUGGCCUUGGUGGUAAAGAUAUGUAUGCAUAAUGUUUCAGCUUGAAACAUUGCACAUACUGCGUUAUUUUAAAAUGUUUGCUGAGGCUAGUAGCACCCUCGGCGCACGUAAAUAAACUCUGUUCCGGGCUGCCAAUAUCAGUUGUGUGCAUAGAAUAAGUCUAUUGUCAGCGUGCUGCUAAGAGACAUGAAAAUCUUAGUUCUGCCUGCAAGGGGAAGCUAUUCUAACUUCCCACCCGCUCUUCAUUUGGGCACUGCCACCCGUCAUUUAAAAAGUGGGAGAAAUCCUUACUCACUCCUCCUCUUGCCCUGUCCAGAGUGCAUACAUGCACUCUGAGCUGGUAAAUUGAUCCAAUCACAGGCCUUUCUAUGAGAAGUCUGUGAUUGGACCGAGUGCUGCCCCUGUGAUCUCGGAAGGGGCAGUGAUUUAAAUUGCAGGACUAAGUGAGACAGGGACACUGCAGCCAGACCACUUCAAUAAGAAGAAGUGUUCUGGGGGAAUAUAGUGUCCAUUUAAUGAUAACAGUAGAUUACUUGGGUUUGUGGUAAACAGGUAAUUUGUGGGUUUUGUGUGAAAUAGAUCAUUGUGUUAUGAAACAGGAAGCAAGAAUGGGGGUAUAAUUUCUUGCAGAAAUUAUACCCCCAUUCUUGCUACUUGCAUAUAGUAGAUUACUUUCUUGGAGGCCAUUACUGGUUAAAAUGAACCCUUAUAAUAUGCUUAGUAUGUGAAUUUUCACUGAAACCCGACUAUAGUCGUCGUCGUCGUUAUCCUCUGGAACAGGAUCCUGCGCAACAGGAUGUUCAGAAAACCUAAGAAAUGUGGUAGAACAUAAAUGAAAUUAUUUAAAUGUUUCUAAACUCAAUAUUGACUUGUCAUUUAUUUAACAUAAGAAUCAAGGCAUUUUCAUUUUAUUUUCCUAAUAUGUUAAUGAAUCAAUCUGUUUACUGUGUCUUUUUAGUGAAUCUGAAAUUCUGAACCAUGACAAACAGUAUGAACCAUUUUACUCCUCGUUCGUGGCACUGUCCACUCACUACAUCACCACAGUUUGCAGCCAGAGUAAGUGGCACUCGUUUUUGUCUUUCCACGCCUGAAGCAGAGCAGUUUUCCUGCUGUAUUCUAUAUUAUAUCUAUAAAAAUCAAGAAUAAAAUCCUUCGUGAAGCCAACACAAUCUGAUUUAACAGCAAUACUCUAAAGGUGCAAACAGACCCGUAUAGAUCCGUAGUGCCCAGUAUUGUUUUGCUUUGUAGUUCAAUCAAGAGCAGUGGUUUGUUUACCUUUUAACUAUGUCACUUAGAUUGUACAUUUUACAUGAGGUGCAGGUAACCAUUUGUGUCUGGAUACAGAUUUCCCUGCCUUUUACUAGCCCGUCGCUAACAAUUCUUUCUCAGUUCCCAGAAACCAGCUGCAGUCUGUAGCUGCUGCCUGCAAAGUCCUUCUUGAAUUUUCUCUGCUGCGUUUGGAGAGUCCUGAUGAGGCGUGUGCUGUUUCACAGGUUAGUGACAUCACAUUACCAAUAAUAGAAAAAAUGUCUGUGCACACUCAGUUGUGCAAUUGCUUUGAAAGGCUCAUUGUAAGAAAUAAAGUCUACUCACUGGAACAACUGAGUGUCCACGGACAUUUUUCCUUUGGAAUACUACUUUGGAGUGACACCAUUCCUGCAUGUGUAUUCCCUAUUUGCCUUUGACCACAUUGUAGAUCUGUUCUUUUCUUUAUUGUUUUUUUGUAGUAUUAAAAGCAUGCUAGCGUUAUUUUUUGUUUUUUUAAAUCAAAUCUGCAAAAAAUAAAUAAAAAUAUUCUACCUGUCAAGUUCCGUGUUUACUGCAUUUAGCAAACGUUCCCGUCACAAGAAAAUGUAAAUAUAGCCUGCUGUACAUGUUGAAAGAACUAUUGACUCCCUGCUUACUCUAUAUUGCUCCUACAAUAUUCAUGUACUCCAAAAUAAGGCUGUCAGGGGAGCAACAUAACCUAUGCAGGUAUCAGUUGGAUGGUUUUAGGAGUGAAACAGUCAGUCUCCUGGGUGCCUGCAUUCUGGCUCCUUACUUUAUCAUCAACGUGGAGGUUUCCUUUACCAUUGGAUAAUUAUAAUUUUUGCCUGUAUUUGGAUGGCACCAAUUGGCUGAGCAUGUCAACUAGCAGGCAUUAGUGAUUAUGGUGCUGAGUGCUCCUUUUAAAUGUUGUUUACUUUGUAUUCUUUGUGUGUGUGUGUGUGUGUGUAUGUAUGUAUGUAUAUGUAUAUAUAUAUAUAUAUGUAUAUGUGUAUAUAUAAUUUAUGACUCCUGAAUGCUAUAGUAAUGUAGAAGCUGUCGUUGAUUGUAUGCACUUAGAUAGCUGUUUACCCCUUUAUUGACAGAAUGGCUUGCUUCUUUAUAUUCUGUUAGACUGAAUCUAUUGCAUUUGUUGUCUACCUCUAGAAGCACCUGAUUCUCUUGAUUAAGGGCCUAUGCACAGGGAGCAGCCGACUGGAUCGGACUGAGAUAAUUACUUUUACAGCAAUGAUGAAAUCCUCAAAACUGCCGCAGACUGUCCAGACCCUGUCUGAUGGUAAGAGAGGAAUGGAAAGCCUUACAUUUGUUCAGCUGGGAGUUGCAGAGCUCUAAAUGCUUUGGGAUGGGACACUGUGUGAAACACAUCUGAUUAGAAAAUUUGGGCAACAGUGAAUUUGUGUAGCUGGAUGAUGCAAGGCUAUGGCUACACAAGGAUGUCCUUGUAGCUGUGAGGUGCCAGGACUCAAAUUGGGCAGGCAUGGGAGACAAUGUAUGUGUGUAUCAAGGAGAUGCUCUGGCUGAGACAGGAAGGUGUGACUACAUGUAGCUGGGCUGUCGCUGGGCAAGCACUGGGGACAAUGUAUGUGUGUAUCAAGGAUAUGUAGAUCUCUGGCUGAGACAGGAAGGUGAGACUGUGUAGUUGGGCAGGUGUGUUCCUUUGUAGGGUGCAAAACAGAGUAAACGUUAGAGUGGGUGACCAGAACUUUGAGAUGAUUAAAUAUCCAACAAGAAAUUAAAUUUUUUUAGUUUUAUUUUUUUUUUGUUUAGUGAUUAUAAAUUUUAUCUGAUCAAGAAUAUUUCGUUUGUUUAUUUCAGUGGAGGAUCAGAAAGAUAUUGCAAGUUUACUAAGCCCAGAACUGCGUCAGAAAGAGGUGCAGAUGAAUUUCCUUAAUCAACUCACCUCUGUUUUCAACCCCAGGGGGGCAUCGUCUUCUGCUGUCAGUUCCCACACACAGGUUAGUAAUGUCUUGUUGUGUCUACCCUAGACUGGUAGAUCUGAGCAUCCUUCUUAUAGGUAUUUGUCUUUAGGUGGAGAGUGAAGGCGACGAUUCUACGACCGAUCAGGCCACUGCCUCCAAAACCAGAAGCAUAUUUGUAGCCCAGAAUGUAGCCACCCUGCAAGAAUUGGGUAAGUAGAGGCUUGUAAAUGAGGAAACCCAUCAGAGAUCGUAUUUUUUUAAAAUGUUAGUGUUUAUAAAUGUCAAGAAUCAUAGAGAUGGGGAAGUUCAGAAAUUAUAGUUUUGUUUUAUGUUUUUGUAUUACAGGCGGAUCAGAAAAGCUGCUCAAAGUCUGUUUAAAUCUUCCCUACUUCCUGCGAUACAUUAACCGGUUUCAAGAUGCCGUUUCUGCUAAUUCUUUCUUCAUAAUGCCGGCUACUGUAGGUGAUGCCACAGCCGUACGAAAUGGGUGAGUCUUAGGGUUAUACGUAUUAACCCUGCUCUGUACAACAUGAAAUAAUUUAAUUCUAACCAGAUAAUGGGAGAACUGGCAUGUGGAAAAAUUCCUCGACUUGACUGUUCUUCCAGCAUGUCAGUUCUCUUCAGUUCCUGGUUUAGUGAAAAAAUCCACCAGUUUAAUGUUUUAUAAUUAGGUGUCGACCUGGAGGGUCUGGCAGUAUGCUUUUUUUUUUUAAUGGUUCUAGGUUUGCAGCUUUUCUAAAAUACUUUGUGAUGCCAUUUAAAGUUUACCGCUUUGAUUUUAUCCAUAGGAGUAGAAUGAAGCUUAAGUGCAGCAUAACUGUUAUAAGGCAGCCUGUCAGUAGACUAAACAUGCUCUGAGCGCUUGUGUUCAAGAUCCAGUAAUUCUCAUAUGUUCUAGGUUCCAUUCUCUGGUCAUUGAUGUGACGAUGGCUCUGGAUACUCUCUCCCUGCCAGUGAUGGAACCUCUAACACCACCACGACUUAAAGAUAUCACUCUCCUGGCCCUUAGCUGUUUAUAUGCAGGUAACCAUCCCAAAUCCUUUUAGAUAGCCUUGCUUUACUUGCAUGAGCAGCUUAGCAGUUUAGUCAAUUUGUUACGAAUACUUGAAAUGAACACUGUAGCUUUAGGGAUAUGUAUCCUAACACUGUCCUGUAUUAUUUCAGACUCCCCCUGUGUAAAUGAAAAAAAAAAAAUCUAAACUCCCGCUAUAUCCAGUCUUCCUGCUAGCGUUACAUCAUCCUGGAGGCGUUCCUUCAGGAUAACAGGCCAAUCCAAAGUCCUCAUAGGGGAACGUAAGCGCUUGCCACAAUUCCCUUACGACUUUCAUAGAGAAUCCUUGCAUGCAAUGAUUCUCUAUGAAACACAUUGAUGAAACUGCGGACGCGUGCAAGACGUCACCAUAUGUUAUGGUAUGUGAGCAAGGAAACGCAGUCCUGGCUCUCAUACCCGGAGAGUUUGUAGUUGUGGCUUUAAGCCAUACUUCCAAGCCUUCUAAUUAAUAAACCAUUGAACUUUUGGGCAGUUUAGGAAGAGGGAAAAAAUUUAUGCACUAUAACAACUUCAUCUAGAUUAAGUUGUUCUAGCGAGUACAGUGUUCUUUUAAUGCUUAAACUGUGAUUUAGAUGUGUCCAGAUUCUUACCUUUGCAUGUUUUCUGUCUGCACUUUAAACACUUCUCUGCCAUAUUAUUUGCAUAAUAUGACCACCACAAUCUCAUUUUAUAUGUGGUCUUGAAAAAACUGCGUAAAUGUAUUUUGCAUGUCAGAGUUAAAUAGUUAAUUAUUUCAUGAUCUUUGUGUUUAAGAGAAAAAAAAAAGUUACCGAACAAUGGAGUUAAGGGACUGAAUACGGUUUCUUUUAUUUAAGCUAAUUGAUGAGAAACGUAAACUAGGGUGGAUGCACCCUGAGUGAAGGGAUUCAAUUCUAGCCCUAUCUUGUCACUGAGCUUUCUGCGCUAUGGUACAUGUCAAUCUCUCUCUGUAUAAAGGUGUCAGUGUCGCCACAUGCAUGGCUAUCCUUCAUGUGGGGAGCACCCAGCAGGUGCGAACAGGCUCCACCAGCUGCAAAGAGGAAGACUACGAGAAUGAUGCAGCCACGAUAGUGCAGAAAUGCGUGAGUAUUAAGGAGACCUUAAUUAGAGGCUGGCUGUGAGCAGCCCUGAAUAGGAUGAUUGACACCUGUCCUCUUCUCUUUCAGCUUGAGAUCUAUGAAAUGAUUGGCCAAGCAAUUAACACCUCCAGGCGAGCCGGCGGGGAGGUAAGACACUCCAUUAAACUAGGAAAGUGGACACAUUUUGUAAAUGUAGUCAAGAAAAAAAUUAUGAGCCAAGGUGUGUACACAGCUUAAUUUGUUAGAAAGCAAUAUUUAUCAUACUGUGAAUACAUAGGAGUAAAGAUAUAACUGGCAUACAGUUUGGAUUGUUUAACAGUCCAUUUGACAGAUUUUACUGCCUCUGCUGCAGAGCUCUGUCAUUUGCAUUCUUUGUUCUUUCCUCCAGCAUUACCAGAACUUCCAGCUCCUGGGCGCCUGGUGUUUGGUAAACAGUCUCUUCCUAAUUGUGAACCUCAGCCCCACAGCGCUAGCUGAUAAAGGAAAGGAGAAAGAUCCACUGGCAGCUCUUCGUGUCCGUGACAUUACCCGCGCCAAGGACAGCGUGGGAUCACCAAAGCUCUGCCCAGGGAAAGGGUACGUUUUCAUUUAAGGAGCUAUCCAGAAUUUCGUGUUUUAAUCCUACGCUUUAUUUUAAUUAACUUUGUUCCAGACAUAUUCUUGGCUGUGUUCUUCGGUUUUGUGUGUUCACUACUCCAGCUCACCAGCACCCUUCCCUAACUAGUCACCUCCAUUAUUCUAUUGAUACCACACGUUGUAUGCAUGACAAUCGCUUAUGAGGGAACAUGUCAAUGAUUCCCUUGCUGUUCGUUUUCUUGUGAAAGAGUAAUUUGGAAUGUGCACCAAUAAAAGGCAUAGUACAUGCAUUAUUCAUUCAGUGCCUUCCAAUGAUUUCUUUUCUCAGUUCAGACAUGCUUAUAUUGAGUCCUGUCUCUCAUCGCUAUAUUGCUGGGUUUUAUUAUUUUAUCAUUGCAGGGUGCACAAGCCAGGAUUCCAAUUGUCCCUCUAAAAUAGUAGUGGUAAAUAAAGUGUUAAGACUCUCUCCUGACCCUGGAUGGUACUGUGAGGGGAAAAAGUAUUUGAUCCCCUGCUUAUUUUGAACGUUUGUCCACUGACAAAUGAUCAGUCUAAAGUUUUAAUGGUAGGUGUAUUUUAACAGUGAGACAGAAUAAAAAAAACAGGAAAACACAGGUCAUUUCUUUCAGUGAGCAUGGGAUCAAAUACCUUUUUCCUCACUGUAUGUAUAUUAUAGACAUAUCUGUUGUAAGUCGAUUGUUAAAUGCUCAUACCAUGUUUAUUUUUUAACAUUUUAUUUCUUUAGACAUCAGGGCUUUGGCGUCUUAUCUGUGUUGUUGGCUAACCAUGCUAUCAAGCUGCUGACCUCUUUAUUCCAAGAUCUCCAGGUCGAGACGCUUCAUAAGGUAAGUUUGCAGUUUUUUGCCCAUUACCCCUGUGCACCUUUGACUUUCUUGCAGGAGGUAAGUGUUCUGUUUCUGCUCUCCCUCCUGCAGCAGGCCUGGGAUGCUGAUGGGCCCCUCGCUGAGCUGAGUGUAACAGCACAGAGUACAUCUAUUCAGAGAAUCCAGAGGCUCAUUGACUCCAUUCCACUGACUAAUCUACUCUUCACAAUCUUAUCAACAUCAUACCGCAAGGUGAGGCACUUCCUUUCUGGGCCGUGGCAUGUGAUAUAUCUUUUUACACAAAUAACCUUGCUGAGCUUUGAUUUCUGUACGUGUUGUUUUUUUACUUAUUUAUUUUAUUAUUUUUUUAUUUUUUUUUUUGUCUGUCACAAAAGUCAUUUUUUCCUUUGACCUUGAAUCUUGACACUGUAGUUCUCUCACGAUAUUUUAAAUGCAUUAUGAAUGGCCUGAUGGAAAAUCUUCUUGUGUAAAAUUAUAACUUCCCAAACAGUUUAUUAAGCUAGAAUGUGAAUGGUUGUUCUCUUGUAGGCCUGCGUCUUGCAACGCCAGAGGAAGGGCUCUAUGAGCAGCGAUGCCAGCGCCUCCACAGACUCAAAUACUUACUAUGAGGAUGACUUCAGCAGCACAGAGGAGGACAGCAGUCAGGGUAAGUCUAGGCCACUGUCUGCUAGAUAAAGACUGGAUGUUAUACACAGCCCCUGAAAACAACUGCCUGUUUAAUAGUGUAAUCAAGGUAUUCAUCCAGUUAUUCCUGCAAUACAGGGGGGUUUGGAUUAUUACCCUAAAUAGUGGGUGGCAGUGCUUCAUAGACCACUAGAUAUAUCUACCCCAUGUAAGCUUUGUGUACCUUAGCUUAUUAUUCACAGAUUUUCUUCUGUGUAUACGUGUCUAUGUGCAUGCGUGCAUAUAUUUCCCUUGUCUCUCCCUUCCCCAUUUUGUUACUAUUUUUUUUGUUUCCCCUUAGGAUUAAUAAAGGUAUGGCUUCCUCUAUGUGUUACUUUCCUAACAAGGAAUUUUAAUCUAUUACUCCCUACAGGAGAGGAUACUCCUAACUCAUUACUAAACAUUACAUAAAAACAAUUUAUGUUUGGGCUGGGAAACAUUACAAACAUUCUGCUUGGGAAAACAUAAUUGCUAGUGUGACAAAGUUCGUUUGCCACGAGCUCCUGGAGGAGCCUGCUUGACAGACUAUUGGCCCUACAGGGAAACCUGUAAAAGAUUACUGAACUUUACUGACCCUUAUCACUGAUUUCAUGGAACUGUUUUGGGUAUAGGACCAUGUGCACGGUCGGUCAAAAUUAUGACUUCCAUGAAAAUUCCGAACCCCUGAACCGAUCUGGGGGAUUUUUGGAUAUGUUGGUCAACCACAUUGGGCUAUCAGGGGAUGUAACUUUUGUGGUGUGGGGUUUUUAUGUGUUUUAAAGGUAUUUUGGGGGUUUUCUAAUAUUGUAUGUUUUUCUGUGCCUGGAGAUAAUUGAGUUUAGUACAGUUCCUGACUCCAUUAUCUCUCCGGUACAGGGGAGGGAUUAUCUUGUUUUGUGUGGGAGUGUCCUGGACCUGAGAGCCAAUGUAAUUACAGUAUGUCAUAGUCCCCUCUCAGGUCCAGUGGGGAAUGCCCCUGGAAUAGGUCAUGGAAAAACCCUUGCAUAUAAGGCCAUUUGUUGCUGCCCUUAAACGGUUCCUCUUCACCCUCAAUAUAGAGCCUCGUCUCAUGUGUGGAAGGGACAGCUAUAUUCAUUCUGGGGAUUGCUAUAUCACUAUACUCCCUUGGAUUAUAAUCACUAGGUCUUGCAGAGUAGGAGAGGUCUACCCACUGGAAGCUGGAUCCCUGACUUGGGUCCAGGGGGGUGAAAGACAGCAAGACACCUGUGGCUGUGGGGUUUACGGUGGUUAUGGUGUUCUAGCGCGGUGCUUAUGCUGCUCGCAAUUACUAGGAAGCAGUGAUUGGCGGAGGCACCCAGUUGGGGUGCCAGGUGGUCCAUUACAACUAGGAUCACUGAAAUGAUUUUUGUGUAUAUGUUACAGUGGCUCUUUAGCAAUCGGCUUUAUAGUGAGUUGCAUCUCCUGUGUGUGUGUGCAUUUAUCUCGUGCAAAGCUUUUGUAAUAUAUAUUUAAUAUCUGACGACCCUCUCAGCAGAUGAUGACAGUGAACCCAUCCUGGGGCAGUGGUUUGAGGAGACAAUCUCCCCGAGUAAAGAGAAGGCUGUUCCACCUCCUCCGCCGCCGCCACCUCCUCUUGAGAGCUCACCAAGAGCAAAAAGCCCCAGCAAGCAGAAUGGCGUGGAGAAUGGAAACAUCCUUGCCAGUCGCAAAGACCCCGAACUGGUAUGUAACGAUAACUGGGACACUGUAGGUCCUGGAAGAUGCUAGAAUUAUGGAACUAUUUCAGUCCAUGUAAAAUGCAUAUAAUGUGUUAAAGGACCACUAUAGGCACCCAGACCACUUCAGCUCAAUGAGGUUAUCUGGGUGUCAAAUCUCUCUAGUUUCAACCCUGCAGCUAAAAACAUAGCAGUUUCAAAGAAACUGCUAUGUUGAUACUGAUUGCUAAUUCAGCCUCUUGUGGCUAUCUCACUGACAGCCACUAGAGGCCGCUUCCGCGAUUCUCACUGUGAAAAUCACAGUGAGAAGACGCUGACAUCCAUAGGAAAGCAUUGAGUAAUGCUUUCCUAUGGGCAGUUUGAAUGCACGUGCGGCUGGCGCUGACGUUGGCCGGAGGAGAAGAGUUCCCCGGCGCUGAGGGAGCCCGGUGCGUAAGAAAUGCAAGUGGCUGGAAAGGUCUCAACCCCUUUAACCCAGCGGGAGGGGGCCCGUGGGGGGGACCUAAGGACUGCAUAGUGCCUGGAAAACAAGUUUGUUUUCCUGGCACUAUAGUGCUCCUUUAAAUAAAUAUAUUGUAUCUCUAGAGGAAGGAUAGUGUCCUUCAACUUGGUUAUAGAGUAAAGCUAAGCUGGCGGAUUCUAAUUAUUGCUGCCCUUCCUGGUUUCAGUUCCUCAGUCUUGCCUCCAGUACGCUGCAUUUUAUCAGUAGCUGCAUGCUGAACUCUCGCAGCAACUUCAUCCGCAACUACCUGAGUGUCUCUCUCACGGAGCAACACAUGGCCACGCUGGCGAGCAUCAUAAAGGAUGUGGACAAGGACGGCCUGAGAGGUGAGCCUUCAUGAUUCAUUAGAAUGGUUCUUUGUCAAGCGUUUGAGGAAGGUGAAUGAUUACUGGUGAUUUUCUAUUCCAGGCUCUGCUGAUGAAGACUUUGCUGUUGCGCUCUAUCAGUUUAACCACUGCCUUGUGACAUCCGAUCUUCAGUCUCCUACACUGCAGGUUUGCUUUGUACAGUUGUUGUAUCCUCUCUGUUCCAAUUUCUUUCUAGAACCAAUCCUGAUUUCUAACCUCUUAGCAUGAUGAGGUCCAGGGUUCUAGUGUUUUCAGUGGGACUAAGAAGAACUGUACCCCAGGGCAGCAUUGCUCUCUGCUUUUUCUCUCCAAGUGCUGAUCUGGAAUAUGAUUCGAUAUGUUUAUUACCCACAGUGUGAUAGCAAGCUAGUGACUGCGGGAAUCGAUGGAAUAUGAUGUAUUCUUAUGGGCGUCCUGUUUAUCAUUUGUUUUCUCUGAGCAUUUAUUCAGGCUUUUGAGAUGCUGACCGUUUUGAAAGUAAAGCUUUAUCUUCAUGCAUUUACGAUUGUUUGUAAAAUGUACUUAUUCCACAACCACCUGUAAUAUUACUGGAUUGUAUUAUUAGAAGGGGUAAACUGCUCUAUUCAUGAUAAAUUCUCACUGGGUUUUUGGAGUCUGAAACUAAUUAUCCUUACUGGUAUUAAGUGUGCCCUUCUUUUUAUUGCAGAGUGCUCUUCUUCAACACUUGGGAGUGGCUCCUUUAAGUGAGGGUCCGUGGCCUCUGUAUAUCCACCCUCAGAGUCUUUCUGUUCUUUCACGACUCUUACUUCUCUGGCAACACAAGGCGAACUCACAGGGAGAGCCGGAUGUGCCUGAAUGUCUGCGGGUCUGGGAGAGGUAGGCAUAUAGCGGUCCUUUAAGUGUGUUAGGGUUUAUAUCCUGGUAAUAUUUGCAAGCAAUAACAUUGAUCCAUAACUUUUUGUUUUUAAUAAAUUCCCAUCUGCAUUGUCUGUUUAAUGGAUAAGAUCCAUCAGCAAAGCUGGUUCUCAUAUUGAUCUCUGUGGAUGUGCUUUUUUCAUACAUUAACCCCUGGUGUGAAGUGUGUACAGCUUUCAGCUGAAGUCUUUACAGCAGCUAGGGUGAACCCUGUUGCCAGAUUUUUGGCAAAUUAAUGCAACCUGCCGAAAGACUCAGUUUACUUGAACAAUCCGCUCGAUUCAUGUUUUGUUUUUUUUUGUUAUGCAUGAAAUGUGUGACACUUGCAAUGCCUGCUGUACAAAUCACACUUCUAGGAUUUGUAUUGACAUAAAGUCGUCCAUGUGUCAUGCAAAAAAUUAGAUUAAUUCCCUUUUUCUUGUUUGUUUACUUGUGUUGUAAGAAAUGUUAAAGUUCUGAUGUACUCUUGGUCUCCUCUCAGUUUUCGGGUGGCAGUUACCAUGCCGUGAUCCUCACAGAGUUUAUUUUGUAAUCUGAGCACUUUAUCUGCUUGACAGAUUUGUUGUGACUUUGAAACAAAAUGCCCUCCAAGGUGUUGUCCCGGGAGACACAGAGGAUGUGAACGUGGAUCACCUGCAGCUGCUUCUUCUCCUCUUCCACAAUUUGUCUGAACGAGGCCGCCGAAAUAUCCUACUGCUGUGUGUCCAGACCCUUCAGGAUCUGGCUGGCAGCUUGGAAUCUCAGCUUCCUACUGUCCCACUUCUCCUGGCAAGGCUGCUGCUUGUGUUGGACUAUCUGCUGCACCAGUACUCCAAACCUCCUCUCUAUCUGUUUGAGCAGGUAAGACAAAACCCUUAAACUUUGUCUUCCAUAUGUUUUUGUAAAUUUUUUAUUCCCCCUAUGUAAUUUGUAAUUGCUAUACCUCACUUUUAUCUUUUAGAUUGCUAGUUGGGCUCCUUUUUUUAGAAGUAUUAUUUUAGUCACCGCUCUAUAGAAACAUGAUCCUGAUAAACUCACCUAGCUGGCAAAGCCUGUAGGGAUCUCAUUCAUAUCAAAGUACCUCUAAUUAUCGUUUUCAAGGUCCAGAUUAGACAGACUUGGUGCUUAUUUGAAUGCAUUAACAUCCAAUGCAAUUUCUGUUUGAAAAUCACUGCUCUUUUUAAUAGAAAGCUCCUACUUUUUUUUUUUUCUUUUCUCGCUUUAACAUUUAUAUAUAUUUUUUUUACCCUUUUUUUUUUUAAAUUAUCUUUACUAUCUAUCCUCUGUUUAUAAUUAUAAUCACACAUGUUCACUUUUUUUCUGGUAAUGCCAUAUUCAUAGUAUAACCCAGGCACUUUUCUUCAUGCUGUAUUGAAGGCCAGUAACUUUCUUCUAUGAUUUCUGCGUGGGCCUGGAGAACAAAACUCCUCCUAUUUAUCAGCAAACCCUAGUUGUUUGAGAAUUUAAAAAAUCCAUUCCCUUUAGCUUAUCUUAAUGGAAGAACCUUAUCAUUACAAGAGGUGGUCAGCAGGAACAAGAUUUCUCUCUGUAACUGAUUCUUCCAUAUAGGUGCAGUACAAUCUUCUCAGCCCACCUAUUGCUUCUGGGACAUCAGCAGAUGGUACUAGUCGCCCUUCUGCUUUGUAUUACGGUUUUAAAGAAGUGGAAGAAAAUUGGACCAAGCAUUGCUCGUCAGGUGAGAUAUGCAUGGGACCGGAAACGGCUAUCGUUAUUACAAUAGAUCUUUAGAGACAGUUUGUAUUGCUUGCAAUUUCGUCUUUCAGAUAACAUUUUUAUCUGUUUUGAAAGAUAUAUGGCUGGGCUUUGUGUUUUUGGAACACUUCACAUUUAUUCUGUACUUUACAUUUCAGUAUGUUUGCAGUUGGUAAAUCUGGACGAAAUAGGCUUGAUGUCCAGUGAAAUGUUAUCUUCUGCGUCAAUUUUCAGGAUAUUUUAAACUUCUGUAUUCCAGAUGCUGCCCCACCACCUCGUUUUUACAGUGUCUUGUCCCAAGAAGCUUCAGAGGAUGACCUUCACCGUCUAGAUAGCUCAGUAAGUCUUCUUCCGUUGCCCUUAAACUAUUGUCUUCACUGCCUGGUUCUACUGAGACACAGUUUACCUAUGAUUUUAUCUUUAUAGGUGUGCGAAGUCCUGUUCUCUCGAACUAUGAAGUAUGAUGAUUUAUACACGGCACUUAUUUCCUUACUGGCCGCAGGAUCCCAGUUUGAUACUGUUCGAAGAAACGAGAACAAAAAUUUAACACCUAUGGUAUGAGUUGCAGAUAAACCGCAAGGGGGAACAAACAAUACUGCUAAUGUAGUCUUACAUGUUUGCAGGGAUCCAAUUUACAAAACUGUUUAGUGGAUUAUCAUAGCUGAAAUAAAUUUAAAUUCAUUUUGUAACAUUUUUGAAUGGAAGAUUAACUGAUUAUGGCCCGUUCCAUCUCCACAAAACUUACGUUCCAUCCAUAUCCUCUGUGUAAUCUGGCGAUGUAAGGAUACUAUUUCUGUAACUUUUGUACUUUUGCCUGCUGUUUUAUUUAAAUCGACUGACCACAUAUAAAAAUAGAAUCUAUGUUAAAUACUCGCAUUAACGGUGUUGCAAUUUCAUUGAAAUUCCAACUCCGUCAAAAGAUAUGACAAAGUAGGGACUGCUGUUAUGGUAAAACCCAAGGUUGAUAAAGUGUGCCAAAUAGCAACUGAUAUUACUCUAUAUUAAUAUUUAUUCACUACCUUAUUUUAUAUUGAACUUGUUUUUGCCUUGUAUAUGAAUUUUCAAAUUUUUUGACAUGUGCAUAUUAUCACAUUCUAAGAAAUAAAUUCUGUAUUAUACGUAUAACGUGAAGUAUUUGUCUUUAAAAACCUAUUUCUAGGAGGCCUGUGCUCUACAGUAUCACUUCCUUGUUCUGUGGCGGAUUCUAGGAAUUUUGCCUCCUUCCAAGGUCUACAUGAAACAGCUGUCUGGGAAUGGGUCAGCCUCUGGGGAAUGUGAAAUUCUGCACACCCUGCGCUGGGCAUCACGUCUCAGGGUACCAUCUUACCAGCAAUGGAUCAAGGUAGAUAAUGGCUUCCAGCCUCUCACUUUAGGGCCUGGCAGUAAAUUUAAUCUUUAAAAAAAAAAAGAUUUUUAAUCUCUCGUCAUUUUGAAAUGAGAAAUUUAUAUUUUAAGAUAAGUAGAGAUUGCCAGGAAAAAAAAAAAAGAUUAAAAGUAUUCUUACUUUAUUGCCUCCUCCAGUUCAGUGAUAGUUGCAGUAAUGUAUACAGAAAUUGUGCAUGCACCCGCCCACCCUCCAGUGAUGUGCAGUGUGUUCCUUAAUACUCUGUACAGCUGCCCAGGGGAAUGCCAAGUGCCUUGCUUGUGACCAGCAUUGUUAUUUGGCCAAUAUACUUAAAAUAUAAUAAACCAAUUAGUGUAGGAUUAAUGCUUACUAGGCAUUUCACGAUAAUGUUUACAGAUGAUAUUCCCUAUAAAAUGGCAUCAGAUCAUAUGUUUUGUGAAUGCAGCACUAUCCCAGGAGUGCCAAUAGUGCACCUUUAUUGUCCCUAAAUGUUUAUAAAAUACUUUACUUAAUUUUCAGUUUCCUAAUUAAUUGUAAUGAUAGUUUAACUAAUGGGUUUGUCCUUCAUGCUUGCAGCUGAGAGAAAUGAGAGUUUUAGUAACUGGCUUUAUUUAUUCAUACAUUUACAAAGCGGUAUUCCUGGCACUACCAUUUAUUUACUUACCUGAUCCCAGAGCUAAUGUGCCUUGGUGCUGGGUCCUGGCUCCGCCUCCUCUGUUCCGCGACAAAUGUGGACUAAUGCGCAUGUGCUGCAAAUGCCGUGCGCGCAUUAGACAUCCUCAUAGGAAAGCAUUUAAUUAAUGCUUUCCUGUGGGGAAAAAUCUGACACUGGAUGUCCUCGUGCGGAGCGUUUGGUAUUGGACCAAAGGUCUGUUUUAAAAUUGGAAGCGUCUCCAGUGACUGUCUAGUAGACCGCCACUGAGGGCAGACUUAGAGCUGCAAUGUAAACAUUGCAAUUUCUAUGGAACUCCGUUUUACAUUGCAGCACUAAGUACAGUAGGGACACUGUACUCAGACCUCUUCAUUUAGCUAAAGGGGUCUGGGUGCCUGCAGUGUGCCUUUAAUGCCCUCCGUUCUGCAACAAAUGUGGAAAUAUAAUGUAUAGUGUGUGUAUUUAGAAUUCAUUCACUGUUAGUAUAGCAGUAACUGUCAGUGUUAUUUACUAAAGGGAUAAUUGUCGAGGAUUCAAAGUGAAUUUCAGAUUUAAGGCCGAAGUAGCCGAACUGGAAAAAUGAUCAGCCAGCAAUGCUUUCACUUUUAAUUCCAGAUGCUCAGUUUAGUAAAGCUAGGUUUCAGUCACGCGUCUCGAGUCACUGAGCACAAAUUUAUUAAAUUUAUUAGCAAUAGCCGUAUAAAUGGGAAGAAUCUCUCUUAGCUGCACAGUGUUUCUGGCGAUGGAGAAAUGGCCUUCUGCCAGAAACUGGUGCAGCAACAAGUUAAAUAUCUAUCUGCAACCUAGUGAGUAUCAUCCAUCUAAUCCUCCCACUCAGAUUUUAUUAUUUAUUACUCCUAUGGUGUUCAUACUUUACCUGUAAUGUCUGUUCCUUCUACAUCAACUUACUCUCAUUCUGUUUGUUGUAGGAUCACCUUGUAAAGCAAGGAAUGAAGCCUGAGCAGGCCGCCUCUCUAACUGAGCAAACCUCAUCCAAAUGUAACUCUCUGAAGUAUGACGUGGACGUGGCCGAGGAGUACAUUGCCAGACAGGUUAGAGCAGCCAUGAUGGCGUUUGUGAACUUGUUUGAGCAGGCCUUGUUUUAUAUAACUAGUGUAUUAUUAUAAAGCUCUGCUGAGCAUGUUGGCGCUAUAAAAGUCAUAAUUAUGGGAUUGGUUUUUACACCUGAUUUCUAUGGUGCUUUAUUUGUUUUAUUUAUUUUUUUUAAUUUUUGUUUAGGGAAAUACUAGCCUGACCCCCAUUUCAACCACCAUAAGGUAGUUUAAUAUUUAAUCAUUUUAUUAUUUUUGUGUUAAACGUACUCCCCUAAUAAAACAAACAGCAUAAAUAGACAUCACAAUACAGUUUUGAAUAUGUUUAAAGUUAUUAUUUGCGUAGGAAAGUCCCCUUUCCAUUUCAAGUUGAAAGUCGGGCGUUAUGUUUCCAGCUUCUCACAAUGAUUAUUUUUGCGGACAUAAGGCAAUGAAGGAUCAAUAUUUCUUGUUUUUUUUUUUUUAUAGUUUGCUCCAAUUGAGGUGAAUAAGGCCCGUUUCUGGGGAUUUCCUUAAAUUUAUUUUAAAAACUGUCAUACUGGAGUAAAUUAAAUCCCAAAAUGUAGAGAUUCUUGGACAGUUCCACCAAAUAUGAAGCAUUGAAUCAUGGGCUAGGCAUCUCCAACAAAGAGGAGAGUUAGCCGGAGAUAUUUGAAACCAGUUUAGUUGGAACCAAGUACCAUCUGUGUACUACUUUAAAAAAUUUUUCUAUAAUAUUAAGGCAAUGUAUGUAUUUUUUUUUUAAUAGUCUCAAGGGGGAACACCAUUCCUCUGCUGUAAUUUUUAUGUUCAGGUCUUUUUCCCAUAAGGUAGUUUAAACCAUUAGAUACACAUUUUCUACAACUAUUUCUUUUUAGAACUUUCCAUCAGAUGUGCAAAUACAUGACACAACUUUCUUGAUAGGUUUGUGUAUUUUCUGUCUUGUGCCAUUGUCAGAGCAGGAACAUCAUUUAGAUGAUGAUCCACGCUUAGCAAUACAGCAUUUAAAUUGGUGUUUUCGGUUUUCAGGGCCAGUAGUCACUCACUUGAUACCUAUUAGAUUUAAUUCGUGAAUUUUCUAUUUAUUCAGUAGACCGACGUGGGUAAACAUUUUUUUAGUAUCUAUAUUCCUAAGUUUGCUUUUGAUUUUGCAUUAAACUUGACUUGUUCUGUAGUCAUUCUCUUUGAUUAACAGCCCCUGGUUUGCUCUUCUUUUCAGAUUUCCACUUACUGCAGCACUGAUGGCUACACAUUUGAGCAGCUUCGACAGGGACCCAAUCUGCAGUGCAUCUACACUCUGGAUGCAAUGAUCUGCAAGGUUCAGGUGUCUCUGGAUGAGCACUUUUCCAAGUUAUCAGCUGAGACAGAUCCACACAAGCCCUCUCAGGUGGCUAAAAAUCUCCUGCCCGCUGCCCUGCAGCUCCUAGAUAUGUAUGCCUCCCUCACCCGCUGCUACCUGCUGCAGAGCCUGCCCGAUGAAGCUGGGCCAGACGAGAAGAAACUGCAGGGAUACGCAGCCAUCUUGGUGAUUGGUUCUGCUCGCUGCAAAGCAAACACACUGGGUGAGUAGGGUAAUGGGCUAAGACAUAGGCCACUGCCCCAAACCUGAAUGUACUAAAUGCAUGUCAAUCCUCUUUCACAGGCCCAGUCCUGAUUCAGAACCUCCCCACACCUGUGCAGGCUUUGUGUGAGUCCUGGAACAACAUCCACACCAAUGAAUUCCCCAGCAUUGGUUCAUGGGUGAGUCUGCAUGUGUCUCGUUCAUUGUGGCAGUGAAUUUGCAUGAAACCAUUGUUGGGCUGUACAUAAUGUGGACUGGAGUAGGUGGAUGCACUUUGUUCUGUAAAAAUGUCAUGAGGUUUCACAUCGCUGGGGUAUGUUCUAAAAAUUAUGUUUGGACAGAAUAACAUAUCAUUAGAUUAAUAUCUGAAAAGAGGUUUUACCUUUAGAUGUUUUUAAACAUGUUUAAAAAACAAAACGUUUUUUACCACAAUAUAGCAAUAAUGCAUAAAAAAAAUUCACGUAAAUUCAAAAUUACAAAAUACCUUAAAGGGACACUAUAGUCACCAGAACAACUACAGCUUAUUGACUUUGUUCUGGUGAGUAGAAUCAUUACCUUCAGGCUUUUUGCUGUAAACUCUGUCUUUUCAGAGAAAAUGCAGUGUUUACAUUACAGCCUAGUGAUAACUUCACUGGCCACUCCUCAGAUGGCUGUUAGAGAUCCUUCCUGGGUCAUGGCUGCCUAAAAUGCAUCCAAACAUUCAGUAUAUCCUCCCUCUGCAUGCAUACCCUGAACUUUCCUCAUAGAGAUUCAUUGAUUCAAUUUAUCUCUAUGAGGAGAUGCUGAUUGGCCAGGGCUGUGUUUGAAUCAUGCUGGCUUUGCCCCUGAUCUGCCUCUUUGUCAGUCUCAGCCAAUCCUAUGGGGAAGCAUUGUGGUUGGAUCAGUCCACCACUUCUGAUGAUGUCAGAAGGCAGGUUUUGACUAUUCUGAGUCAAACAGCAUGCAGAGCUACAGCUUCAGGCUUGAAUAAAAGUAAGAUUUUAGAGGCAUGAGGGGCCCAGGGGGCUAGAUGGUGGUUUUAACACUAUAGGGUCAGGAAUGCAUGUUUGUGUUCCUGACCCUAUAGUGAUCCUUUAAGGCCUCUGCAGUGACCAGGAAAUGGCUAAAAUGUUAUCAGAAUGUUCUGCUUCUACAUUGUAUCAUAGUUAUCCCAUGAUCCUCUUCUAUAUUGCAGGAAUUUAUUGUAUACCAACUGCUAAAUAUUCAUGGUGUAACUCGCAUUUAAUGCAAAUUAGAGGCAGUAGAAGUAAGAAAUAAAAAACAGAAAAGUUUAAAUGGGACGUAGUAAAACGUAAUACAAAAUAAAAUGCAAUUUGUACAUUAGGCACCCAUAUCGUUAGCAUAUUAAUGUAUAAGGGGAACCUCUCUAUCUUUAUCUGCUGAAUAUAGACCAAAAAGCAAAUGGCUGAAUCCCAGACCUUUCUCUGAGAGUAUUUCUGUAUAAAAUGCUUUCUUUGUAAAUUUCAGCGCAAUGCAUUUGCCAAUGACACAAUCCCCUCUGAAAGCUACAUUGGAGCCGUGCAAGCAGCUCAUCUGGGAACCUUGUGCAGUGCCAGCCUUUCUCUGGCUGCAUCACUGAAACAUGUCCUCCUCUCACUGGUCCGGCUCACUGGGGAUCUCAUUGUGUAAGUACUGCAGUACACGGUCAUGGUCUGAUUCUCACAUAGUAGCUGCUUAACGUGACUCUAACCUAUUCUCACCUUUUAUUUAAAAAAAAAAAAAAGUAUAAAAGAUGAUGCACUUAGAUUUCAUGUCUAAAAAAAUGUACUUUUCAGCUGCUGACAGUCGCCUCCUAAUAAGAAAAUCUCAAUAGAGCAGUUCACAGCAUGGUCCGUAUAAACAUUGUUUUCUGCUUGUAAGAUUGAGAGAGAGUCAUUUACUGACAGAUCUCACACACACUUCUACAACCUCUGUGUCUCCAACAGCACUGGCUGGGAGACCGUCUCAAGCUACAAACUGCUCAAUCUGCAAACAUUUCCCCCUUCUGAUCUUAUGGGAUACAUUAACUUUUUCUACAAGAGAAAUACAAUUUAACACUUGAGUUUGUCUGCAUGUUAUUCACAAAGCAAAUGGGUCUCACGCCCAGCUUGGUGUAAUUAUUUAGGUAUAAUCUUCACAAGCUACUAAAAAAAAAAAAUUACGUUUUCAAAUGAGGAAUCGAGAAUUAUUUUAUUAAAUCAGUAACCAUGUGGCAACAACAAAUACAUCACACUGACCCGUUUACCAAUCGCCAGGAAUUAUGUUUGAAUCUUCAACAUUAAGUAAUCAUUUAAUUAAAGGCACACUGUGGGCGCUGUAACUUUCAAGCAGCUGUUACACACCUCAUCCUGCACAGUGUUGAUAAAACCCCCCAAGAAGCUGUAUGCCUGGGCCUGUUUGGAGGAACGGCAGGAGGAGGAGGAGGAGAAACUCUUCAUAUGUUAAAUGGAGACCUCCUGCCAAACAGAUGCUCACAGAGCUGGGCUGAAGGAACCUACAGACAAGCAUUUAUCCAUACUGCAUGGACAGAGGACUGCGAGUGCCAUAGUGCAGCGAAGUAAAUGAACAUCACAGGUCGGGGAAUAGAUUCCUCAAAUUGGACAUUGGCUGGUUUCAGGUUACUGAUCUGAAGACUUACACUGCUCUCUCUCCCACUCACAUUGAUGGUCUGAGGGUGUAACUGCUAACGUUGGUUUUCCUUUGUUGGUUUAACGAUGCUCCCUUUCCCAAUGCUCUAUAGCCUCAUGUUCUUUCUUUUUUGUUUAGUUAUGUUUUAUCUGCCUUAUUUCUUUUAUCUGUUAGCCGCAUUGCAAUUUUGCCCUGCUGUUUCCUGUAUGUCUAGGACUGCUGUAGGGAACCCUAUAAUCUGUUUACGUAUGUCUAGCAUAAUUCAUUCCUAGUUAAACCACUGUUUACCCUCUAGAUCAGGCUUCCUCAAACUGCGGCCCUCCAGAUGUUGCUGAACUACAACUCCCAUGAGUCUCACCCUAUCUAUUUCAUUCAUAGAAUCAUGGGAAUUGUAGUUCCGCAACAUCUGGAGGGACGGAGUUUGGGUAAGCCUGCUCUAGAUGAAUGUUCAGCAUAUGUCACCUCUAUUUAAUUUGGAGCCUGUCUUUGAACACACAACUCAGUUUACUAACGCUUAUUGUUUCCUCUACCUUAAGAUUACUUUUUUUAUGGUACGUGAAAAAAAGUGCAGCAUAUCAUGAUCGCUCAUAUAUAAAGCUUAUUUUCUCUCAUGCUGUGUGUCACUGCUAACACAUGUAUUUCACUCUGCACCUCCAAAAAUAAAGGAUAAAAAAAAGUGUCCCUGGCCACUCAAAGCCUAAGCUCUACUGGAAAUGUGGCACAGGCAGAGAUUACAAACUUCCUUCUAGCCAUACUGAUUCGUACAAGCAGUGGGUGCUGUUACACUCUGCCAAUCACAGCUGCCUGUUGCUGCUUGAGUUAAUGCUUCCUCGUUAACCCAAGCUCCACAGAGGGGCACAUCUGCUGGGGACUCUUGUUUAGCUUUAAAACAUUUUAAAAAGUUUCAAUGCUGAAGUGAAGGAUUGCUUUUUUGGACUCCAGAUACUAUAACCACUUCAAUUAGAUGAAGCAGAUACAGUGCCCCUUUAAGUAGUUGAUGAUUUUUUAAAUUUUAUUUUUGCCUUAUAAAAGUUUAGUGCAUGUGAGAAGUCUGGGGGUCCUUUCCUGUUUGUGGAAUAAAUGUUAGUCACCAAUUUUAGGCAUAUUGUGGAAAUAUUCUUGUUUCAGUUGGAAGGGACAUAUUUAAAUUCUACUUAAUAACAUGCAAAAAUUCUUUAAGAUGCAGUAGUAGUUUAGCAAUACAAAAUACGUUCCUGUAUUCAUUAUCAGUGGAAUAGUUUUCCUUGUUAAAGGGCUGCCAUAACUUGUUCACAACAAACUGUCCUGUAACCGUAGAUGGUGUCCCGAGGAGCUGGACUCACGCCAGCUAAUACAGUCCCUUCUGCCUCUGCUCCUGGAAAGCUGCACAGAGAGUGUGGCCGAGCUCUGCAGCACAUCCCUGGAGAGAGUCCUUGGACCCGCAGAAUCAGAUGAGUUUUUAUCACGGGUGUAUGAGAAACUGAUCACAGGCUGUUACAAUAUCUUGGCCAACCAUUCCGACCCCAGCAGGUAAGAAAUGGUUGGUAGACUUUUGAAGCCGGUGCUAAAUGAUUUGUCCUUUUCCCAUGUCCACCAUUGUCCUGUGUCUUUAUUUAGUGGGUUGGAUGAGUCCAUCCUGGAGGAAUGUCUGCAGUACCUGGAAAAGCAGUUGGAGAGCAGCCAGACCCGCAAGGCGAUGGAGGAGUUCUUCACAGAGAGGUAAAACAGCCAUGGCAACCUGGCAACUCAAGUGUGUGUGUGUGUGUGUGUGUGUGUAUGUAUACAUACACACACACACACACACAUAUCUAUAUAUACACACACACUCAGUAUCUCACAAGUGAAAUAUUUUACUAUAUCUUUAAUGUGACAACACUGAAGAAAUUACACUCUGCUACAAUGUAAAGUAGUACGUGUUCAGCCUUUAUUACAGUGUAAAUGUGCUGUCCCCUCAAAAUAACACAACACACAGCCAUUAAUGUCUAAACCAUUGGCAACAAAAGUGAGUACAAUAUGUAUGUGCUAUUGAGGGUUCCUUUUGUAUAUAAAACUAUUGAGGCAGUGUGUGUGUGUGUGUGUGUUAUUGAGGGUUCCUUUUGUAUAUAAAACUAUUGAGGCAGUGUGUGUGUGUUACAAAAGGUCCCUGUUGUGUAUAUAUGCAUUGACACUGUGUGUGAUGGAAGGUGAGAUCAUCAUUUUGUCUGACGAGCAUUUCUUUUUUGCAACGUAGAGGUGAAUUGGUGCAAAUAAUGAUGUCCACUGCAAACGAGGCUCUUUCAGCUAAAUUCUGUAACAAGGUUUUGAAGUUCUUCACCAAACUCUUCCAGCUCAGUAAGUAAUGUCAAAAUAUUGGAGAGCUGCGAUAAACCGCUUACAGUAAUGAGAAUAAUGCACAGAGCUAGUAAUGUAGGAUUUGUUGUAAAUUAAGAUUUUGUUUUUACAGUUUGUUUGAGAUUUUCCCAGUGUCUCCUCUGACUGGGACGAGUCUAAUUAUUUUUUAAAUAUUGCCUAAUAGCUGAAGAAUUGGUUAGUGAGGUAAUUUUAAAACCGAAGAACGAUUGCUAAGCUAAUGCAAUCAGAGCUGCUGCCCUAUAUAUUGCAUUAAAUGUGCUUCUAUAACAAGUUUAAACCCCUUCCCUCCCAUCACUGUGUAUAUGCACCUCUCCCUCUUAUUAUGUAUCCUUGUUAAAGAGAGCAGCUACACUAGUGUUGAGGUCAGACUGUUUUGUGUAUUUUACUAAACCGUGCUCUCCUUUCUCUGACAUGUCCAGCAAACCUUCCACAGUCACUCACCAUUCAGCUGAAUAGAAUUUGUUUUUUCUGGUUAAUUCCCUUUCUUUAUUUACCUGUGUAACAUUUCUGUUCUAGCAUAAUUCUCUAUGUUCUCCUACAUGCUAGCAGGGAAAUUUCUAUUAAGUAAAAUUAUAUAUUGGUGAAUACUUUUCUUGCAACCUAUUUCAUUACUACUACUUAUACCCUUUGUGUCACUAUACUCCACUCCCUCUAGCAUGUAAACUCAUUAAGCAGGGCCAUCAACCCCUCUGUUCCUGUGCAUCCAUUUGUUUGGUUACAAUUACGUGUCUGUUAGUCCACCCAUUGUACAGUUCUAUGGAAUUUGCUGGACCUAUAUAAAUAAUAAUAUAUAUAAUAGCAUAAUACCUCUGUUCGAUACUUGGAUUUUUUUUAAAUUUCUUCGCAUUUUUCUCUCAGACUAAUCAUCUGGUAGCUGCUUGUUUUGUGAGGACUGACUUUAGUCAUUGAUUAGCAUGUUACGCCUCCCUUAUAAACUGCUCUGACAUUUGCAGCUGAAAAGAGUCCAAACCCGAGCCUGCUGCGUCUUUGUGGGACCCUUGCUCAGCUCGCCUGUGUGGAUCCCCCGCAGUUACAGUCCUGGCUAAUACGCAUGACGACUUCUCCACCCAAAGAUUCUGACCAGUCUGAGAUCGUCCAGGAGAACCGGCAGUUAUUACAGCUGCUCACAGCUUAUAUUGUUAGAGAGAACAGGUAUUGUAACAUUAAUAUUGGCUAUUAUUGGAUGUCUGUUGAUGGAGCUGCAUUGAACAAGUAGUUGCCCUCCAGGUGCAGCUGUGUGGUAGGAUUCCUUGUCUCAUACUUCUCCUUACUUUGCAAAUGUCUCUUGCAGCCAAGUUGGCGAAGGUGUAUGCACUGUGCUGCUCAGCACUCUCAUUCCAAUGGCCACUGACCUUCUUUCCAAUGGAGAUGGGACUGGUUUUCCAGAACUCAUGGUGGUGAUGGCCACGCUCGCCAGUGCUGGACAAGGUGCUGGUCACCUCCAGCUACACCGAGCGGCCAUGGACUGGUUAUUGAGAUGGUAAGUGAAGCUUGGAGUGAAUACAGAGUUCCAGAACUUGAGCUCAAAUAAUCUUUAAUAAUAGCUUUCCAUUCCAGUAAGAAGUAUCUCUCCCAGAAAAACGUUGUUGAGAAGAUGAACAGCAAUGUCAUGCAGGGGAAGGUGAGAAUGCACUAAUUUCAUCUUUGUAGCCCUGUAUGUGAAAUGAUUGACUAUUUGCUUGGAUUAAGCCCUGAUGCCUAAAUAAAUGGUGGGCAGUGUCCGUUAUCCUAAUAAACUUAUUCAUCUUUGUUAACUCCUGAAAUGUAAAUUGUUUUUUGUUGUUGUUGUUGUUUGUAUUGAAUGCUAUGUCCUGCUUCAGUUUAUUAAAAAAAAAUGCAUAUUCCUUUGCUUCCUGUUAGCACGUGACAAUCUUGGAGUGUACGUGUCACAUCGUCACUUACCUUGCAGACGUCACCAAUGCAUUAAGUCAUAAUACAGGGCAAGGGCACCCUCACCCACCUGUGGAUGGUGAGGAAAGGGCAAUUGAGGUGGAUUCAGACUGGGUGGAGGAGCUGGCGGUUGAAGAAGAUGAUUCUCAGGCUGAAGACUCAGUAAGUUGUUCUCUGCUCAUUUAUUUCUAGUCUUCUGCUUCAAAUUGGCGGUUUUUGCAAUAUCGUGUAAGAUCUUUGUGAAAUACAUUGACUGCGUUGGAAUUUCAUUGAAAUCAAAACAUAAAGACAAUAAACUACUUUGUUUUAUGGUUAAGCCUUAACUUGACACGAUUUGACAAACUGUGGAGCUUCUACAUUGAAAUGUUGUCAAUUACUGCAACCAUCUGUGUGAGGUGGACAUUGCAAGAUUUGGUCUUUGUAGAAUCCAUGGUUUUGAGCGAGAGUAUAGCCGUUAUGCUUGCUCUGUCUGAUGGUGAAGCCAGAGACCGCUUUAGUUAAGUAUAAUUUCCUUUGCUACUCAGAUCGUCUUGAUGUAAAGACCCUGAAGUUGUCAGAGCAGUGUUUAAUAGACAGAGCACUGAAACUGAUCCGUCUAAUGGAUGGUCAUUAAUUGAGUACUUCAGCAAGUCUAUGAAGCUUUAGCUUUUAAAAUUUAGUGGAGUGGACACUUCAUCUGUACAGUACAUGAACACAUGCCCAUUCUUACUGGAUGCCCUUAAUUUUACUUACAGGAUGAAGAUUCACUGUGUAACAAACUGUGUACGUUUACAAUCACACAGAAAGAGUUCAUGAAUCAGCAUUGGUAAGACCUGUUUCUGAAACUUUACUUUUCCAUAUAGCAUUGGUGGCUCUUGUAUUUGUUCCCUACCUUUCUUUACGGCAUUUGUGAUUUUAUUGGUUCCCUACCCUCCCAUGUGGCAUGUGUGGCUCUGGAAAGGUUACCUACCCUCCCAUGUGGCAUGUGUGGCUCUGGAAAGGUUCCCUACCCUCCCAUGUGGCAUGUGUAGCUCUGGUAAGGUUCCCUACCCUCCCAUGUGGCAUGUGUGGCUCUGGUAAGGUUCCCUACCCUCCCAUGUGGCAUGUGUGGCUCUGGUAAGGUUCCCUACCCUCCCAUGUGGCAUGUGUGGCUCUGGUAAGGUUCCCUACCCUCCCAUGUGGCAUGUGUGGCUCUGGUAAGGUUCCCUACCCUCCCAUGUGGCAUGUGUGGCUCUGGUAAGGUUCCCUACCCUCCCAGGUGGCAUGUGUGGCUCUGGUAAGGUUCUCUACCCUCCCAUGUGGCAUGUGUGGCUCUGGUAAGGUUCUCUAACCUCCCAUGUGGCAUGUGUGGCUCUGGUAAGGUUCUCUAACCUCCCAUGUGGCAUGUGUGGCUCUGGUAAUGGUCCUUACCCUCCCGUGUGGCAUGUGUGGCUCUGGUAAGGUUUCCUACCCUACCAUGUGGCAUGUUUGGUUUUGGUAAGGUUUCCUACCCUACAAUGUGACAUGUGUGGUAAUGUUUCUUAGCCUCCCGUGCCGCAAAUAAAGCAGUAGCUCUGGUAAGGUUUCCUACCCUACCAUGUGGCAUGUGUGGCUCUGGUAAGGUUCUCUAACCUCCCAUGUGGCAUGUGUGGCUCUGGUAAGGUUCUCUAACCUCCCAUGUGGCAUGUGUGGCUCUGGUAAUGGUCCUUACCCUCCCGUGUGGCAUGUGUGGCUCUGGUAAGGUUUCCUACCCUACCAUGUGGCAUGUUUGGUUUUGGUAAGGUUUCCUACCCUACAAUGUGACAUGUGUGGUAAUGUUUCUUAGCCUCCCGUGCCGCAAAUAAAGCAGUAGCUCUGGUAAGGUUUCCUACCCUACCAUGUGGCAUGUGUGGCUGUGGUAAGGUUCCUUACCAUCCGGUGCGGCAUGUGUAAGAUUUCUUACCCUCCUGUGCAUUGUCUGUGACUUAUAAGGCAUCAGCAGUUUUUGUUUGUCAGAUAUUUUCUAGUGAGGUAGACUCCCUGCCUUUUCUUUACUUUUGAUUCUCCUAGACUACAGCCCCCUGAUUUCUCCUUCCUCUGUAAUUAGGUACCACUGCCACACUUGCAAGAUGGUAGAUGGCGUUGGCGUGUGUACGGUAUGUGCUAAAGUCUGUCACAAGGACCAUGAGAUUUCCUACGCAAAGUACGGAUCUUUCUUUUGCGAUUGUGGAGCAAAAGAGGAUGGCAGCUGUAUGGUAAGAGCAUGGUUAUGGAAAUAAUAUGUCCCCUAAAAAGGAAUUCUCUAAUAAUACAAAAGUGUUCCCUGUAUAUUCGUCCAUUGUCUGUGGUCCACAUUAUUGCAAUCUGCAAUUGCAUAUUUGUAAAACAACCUCUUUUAUUUGGCACAAGGGUGCAGUAAUAUUGAUUUAUUAAUAGCAUUUCUCUGCUAAAUACCUAACUGAUUAUCUAAUCCGCAAUGUGGUACAUGAAGUAAUGGGUUAACAAGGAGUUAGUGGGUGUGUAAGCCCCCGUCUGUGCAGCAUCUCUCAAGCACUAUUCCCUCCAAUGUAAUUGCUUUCUUUGAGUUGUCCCCAAACCUUUUAAGACCCUAAACAAAAAGUGGGGGCUACAGGGGGGGCUGAGCACACAGAAACUGUGUCUGAGAUAUCACAAUGAUUUAUUAUUUUACUCCGGUGUUUUGAUUCCAAUGCCUGACACUAUCUGGCCAUGGAGUGGGGCUGUAGCUAUUCUGUCGGAGAGUUCAGACUCUCAAUCAUCUGCAACAAAACAAUUCCUUUAAACCAUGAAAGGAAAACACACUUCUCCCUUAGGCCCUGGUUAAGAGAGCCCCCAGCAGUGGUAUGAGCUCCACCAUGAAGGAAUCUGCCUUCCAGAGCGAGCCUCGCCUUCCAGAGAGUGCCAUCCGGCUUCCAGGCACGGCCCUUACCGACAAAGGGAAAGUCACCAUCAGCGACGGCAAAGGGGACGAUGAAAAGCCAAAAAGGAGCAGCCUAUGCCGUAACAUUGAGGGCUGCAGAGAGGAGCUCCUGUGUCAGGUGAGUGAAAAAUCUAAUCCGCAAAUAAAGCAGUUCUUGGGCAAGGUUGUAAAAAACCUCCAGCUGCUUCCUAUCGCUGCCACUGUUACAUUUUUACAUGUAAUGUUUUACCUACUCCUUAUGUAGGCACUUGUGAUCCACUAACAGAUCCAUCUUUCCUUCCAGGCCAAUGUCUCAUUUGCACCUAUAGUUCUGGACAUGCUGAAUUUCCUGAUGAGUGCCAUAAGGAACAACUUCCAGCAGGCAUCUGCUGUAGGAAGUAGUAGCCGAGCUCAGCAGGCCCUGAGUCAGCUACACUCUCUGGUCAAGAAUGUUGAGAUGACAGACCAGCUCAUGGUAUGCUCUGCAAAUCUUUGGAUAAGCCACAUAGCAAUUUGGAGUUUACCCUCGUGGUUUGUAUUUAAUCAUGGCACAUCCAUGUGUGAAUGUUUUUGUUUCUGUAGGUUCCCACUUUGGGUUCCCAAGAAGGAGCUUUUGAAAAUGUAAGAAUGAAUUACAGCGGCGACCAGGGUCAGACAAUCCGCCAACUGAUCAGUGCUCACGUUCUGCGCAGAGUCGCAAUGUGUGUGCUGUCCUCCCCACAUGGCCGCAGGCAACAUCUUGCAGUCAGCCAUGAGAAAGGAAAGGUAAAUACGCAGAUCUGGGUCAAACAUAUGUACCCGUCAUGCAAAACCAAACCUAUGAUAUUCAGUAUAUAGAGUUUAAAGAUAAAGUUAACAAUGGCAACAGCCUGAAGGGAAGUAUAAAUGCCUUGCUCCUUACAUCCUGAUACUACCCAUCUCUUUGGUCAACUCUUACAUGUCACUGAAGGAUUUGAACUCCAUAACCUUCAGGGUUAUAAACAAAACCUUUGAUUUUAGGGAAUGAAAAAGUAGAAUUGAGUACAUUCUUCAAGUCUGCUCUGUUUCCAGCUUAUACAUUUUGGGCUAAACGUUCAGUUAGGUAUUCUCUUCAAUGAUUAUCCUUUCCAUUCUGUAGCAUAAAACUGAUUAAUGCCUAUUACUUUUCUCUUUCCCUUUUAUGCGGUCUAGAUCACAGUUUUACAGCUCUCUGCUCUGUUGAAGCAAGCCGAUUCCAGUAAGAGGAAACUGACCCUAACGCGUUUAGCUUCUGCUCCAGUACCUUUUACAGUUCUCAGUUUGACUGGCAACCCCUGCAAAGAGGACUAUCUGGCUGUGUGUGGCUUAAAGGUGCACCUUUUUUUUGUUUUUCUCUAUUAUACCUUGUUAUAGAAUGCACUUUCUAAUUCCCUCUUGCUUCUCUGUCCCCCAGGAUUGCCACGUUCUAACUUUCAGCAGCUCCGGUUCUGUAUCCGACCAUUUGGUGCUUCACCUGCAGCUGGCAACUGGAAAUUUCAUCAUUAAAGCGGUUUGGCUUCCAGGCUCACAAACUGAGCUGGCCAUUGUUACUGCAGACUUUGUGAAGGUAAGUGGCCCAGAAGCCAGUGACUUACAGCUUUAGAGUUUCUCAUUGCUUCUGGGAGUGAUGGUGAAAACCUUCAAGUAAGUGUUUUAUGUAAAUGUUUUUUUUUUCCAGGUGUAUGACCUGUCCGUCGAUGCUUUGAGCCCCACGUUUUACUUCCUGCUUCCGAGCUCUAAAAUCCGAGACGUCACAUUCCUUUUUAACGAAGAGGGAAAGAAUAUCAUCGUCAUUAUGUCUUCAGCGGGUUAUGUUUACACCCAGCUCAUGGAGGAGUCCAGCAGCGCUCAGCAUGGGCCUUUUUACGUCACCAAUGUAUUGGAAGUUAAUCAUGAAGACCUGAAGGUUAGAAUAGGGCAAUAUAUUCAAUGUUAAUCUUUCUGCAGCUACGAUAUUAAACUGUUUGUGGAAGGUUUAGCUAUUGAGUGUCACAGGCUCUGUGAGAGAGAGAGAUAUAGAUAGAUAUUUUAUUCAUUACUCUAUUGUGCUGCUGCCGUGUUAACUAUUAGUUCCUCUAUUUUUCCAUUAAGUGUCCCCCCCCAAUCCAAUGAAGAAUAAUACUACAUAAAAUGGCACUGGUGUAUUCUUGUCUUUUUUUAUGGCUGAUUCUUGCUUGGUUUCCUUAAUGCAGGACAGUAAUGGACAAGUGGCUGGAGGAGGAGUCUCGGUCUAUUACUCUCACGUCUUGCAGAUGCUCUUCUUCAGCUAUUGUCAAGGAAAAUCAUUUGCUGCCACUACAAACCGCUUGUCUCUGGAGAUUGUGCGGCUCUUCCCCAUCAACAUUAAAGGGUGAGUUUGGGCAGCUUAUAAAAAAAACUCACAGCAUUAUUCGCUAUAGUUUCAACCAUUGGCAAUUCCCUGCAAAUUUUAGCCUAAAUGGCUAAAUUGGAAAUAAUCCUUCAUCCAUGUUUAGUCGUUUAUUUUGUCCUGAAAUUUGAAAUUCACUUUGAAUUCCCCGCAGUUUACUUUCAUGAAUAACUCUCAUAACCGAUUCUAAGUUCUCUCUUAUUCCCUUCACAGUUCAAAUGGAGGAAGUAAGACUUCACCGGCACUUUGUCAGUGGUCCGAAGUAAUGAACCACCCUGGCUUGGUGUGCUGUGUCCAGCAAACCACAGGUAUUCCUCUCGUAGUCAUGGUGAAGCCAGACAGUUUUAUGAUUCAAGAAAUCAAGACCUUGCCUGCUAAAGCCAAAGUGAGUACACACAAGUGCAUUUAGAGAACUCCAUUGUUAGCUUGUUGCAGCACUUACGCACCAUUUAUCCCCCCCUCCCCCCCAGAUCCAGGAUAUGGUAGCCAUUCGACACACGGCUAGCAACGACCAGCAGAGAACCACCAUGAUCCUUCUGUGUGAGGACGGAAGCCUGCGGAUAUAUAUGGCCAGUGUGGAGAACACGUCUUAUUGGCUGCAACCCUCUCUGCAACCCAGCAGCAGUAUCAGUGUCAUGAAACCAAUGCGUAAACGCAAACCGGCCGCAGUCAGUAAGUACUAUAGCACUUUUUGAAACUUUGUCUCCCUGGUAAUCCGCAGAGAAUUCCUCUUAAUAACUUCCUUCUUCCAGUGACCAGAGCAUCCAGCCAAGUGACCUUCCCCAUAGACUUCUUCGAACAUAACCAGCAGCUGACAGACGUGGAGUUUGGUGGGAAUGAUCUCCUGCAGUUGUACAAUGCUCAACAGAUAAAACACCGGCUAAAUUCCACUGGGAUGUAUGUGGCAAACACCAAGGUAUGAGGGCUUUUUUACAACCUACUGUUUUAACCUCUUAGAAGCCUCCCUUCUCAUUCACUUGCCCUUACUUUCAGCCUGGAGGAUUUACAGUUGAAGUCUCCAAUAACAAUAGCACAAUGGUCAUGACCGGAAUGCGUCUCCAGAUUGGCACACAAGCCAUUGAGAGAGCCCCGUCGUACAUAGAAAUGUUUGGCCGUACCAUGCAGCUGAAUCUGAGCCGUGCGCGUUGGUUUGACUUCCCGUUUACUCGAGAAGAAGCCUUACAAGCUGACAAAAAACUUACUAUAUUCUGUAAGUGAUCAUUUUAUUUAAAUUAGAGAUUUCUUCUUAAAAAGUAAAUGUAAUGUUACUUUUGUGUUUGUGAUAACUGUAAAACUAAGAGGCGCACUCAUUUACGUUUUUGGUGUUGUAGCAUAAUGGCCUCCGGUAAAACCCACAAAGUAAUUGAAAAUGAAGGUAAAUCUGGAAGUGUUCAGAUCACUCGGUAGAUUCAGUGUAACCUGUGCACUUCAACGCUCACAUGUUGAAUUUAAUAACACUUUGUCCACAGAGUAUGGAGUUUCCAGGGUUGUUUGUUUUUAUAUAUACUUUCUGGUUUGUGGCAUUUACUGGAUAUGUAAGGCUCUCCUGAGACAGUGGUCCCCUGAUUUGCUGCUAGCUGGCUAAACCUAGAGUUUGAGGCAAGGCAGAGUGGAAAACAGGCUAACUUCAGAGCUCUGGAAGGAAAUAAAUUACACCGACACAGUAUGUGGAUGCAACAAAAGAAAGCAGAUGGGGUUGACAUCUUCAUUUAUUUCAUGCAAACAGGACAUGUUUUUACAAGGUGUCUUUCACUCAUUGCCGCUCUGGAAUCAUGGAAAUCCAUUAAAUGCCUGGCGGUGCCAGAGCAGGAUUGUGUCACAUUUAGUUAGAUUCUAAGUCUGACACUUUUAGUAAAUAUACUAUAGGUUUCUAAGAAAGACUUUUAUCUGGUUCCAGAGCGGGAGCCAGCUUGCCCCUCUGAUGGUAAAUCUGCUCUCUUUGCAGUUAGAAUAGCUUUGGUCUCACUCCACGAGGACAUAUCCUAUGACUCCACUAAAAACAUCCCCAACAGCAGUAAGAUAAUUGUGGCAAUUAUUUAAAAUAAUGUAUUCAAGUAGCUAGCUCAACUUAAUAAAGCUAGAAAUUAGAAAUAGUCUGUUUUCUUAUUUCAUUCUAGUUAUAAACAGUCUCUACUACUUCUCAAGGACUGCUCCUACGUCAUAUUAGACAUGGUAGUAGAUGCUGUUUAUUAAAUUAAAUUAAAUAUAUGGUACAUUGAAGAUGGCAAACACCAAAGUGCCUUAAAACACCCCACCGAAAAUGGAAGAAAACUACUUUCUCCUUCUGUAAAGACCCCAUAUUAUAUUUCUGAACCACUCUUAAGAUUAAACAAUUUAACUCUUAAUGCAAGUAUUGUAUUUUGGAGCCAAUUGAGGUUUGUUAAACCAUUUGAAUUGUCUCAGCUCCAGUUUUUAAUUUCUCCCCUGAUAUAUUCCAGUUGGUGCGUCGGUGGACCCUGCUGGUGUUACCAUGAUAGAUGCCAUUAAAAUCUACGGAAAGACAAAGGAACAAUUUGGCUGGCCAGAUGAGCCCCCUGAGGAAUUCUCAUCUGCCUCUGUCAGCAGUGUGUGCCCCCCCAAUCUAAACCAAGGGAACGGUUCACCAGAUGGGGAGACUGCUGCUCCACCCUCCAGUAAUGGCACAGUUAUUGAGAGGUAAGUGAUAAAGGUGGUCAUAUCUAAAUUGUUUGUCCACAUCCUCUCCUCCCCAUGGGGUUCGCCCUAACCUGAGUCCAAUCAGUUCUCUUAGCUUCACAUGUUGUUUUUUUUUGUUUUGUUUGUUUUUUUGUUCCUUGCUCCCCCAAAGUUCUGACCCUGAACCCCUAACGAUCUUGGACCGGUUAGUAAGUUUUCUUUAUUCUGCACGAGAAAGUGUGCGCACAGAGCUCAGCCAGUGUGCCUAAUGCGCUUUGAGUCUGUGACCCUUUUUGCAUGGCAGUCUCUGGUUUAAAUUUUACAUUGAACAUAUGACUUGCUUGGCCUCUUUAAGUCCAAGCUCUUACAGUGAUAUUCGUUAGGCAUGUGGCUCUUGCCAGUUGAUUAAUAUUUUGGUACUUGUUAUGCACAACCUGCAUCGCUACUUCUGAAUCACAGAGCACAGUAUAAUUAUCUGUAAUUUACAGGCCAGAAUUAUUCAAAAACAAGUUGGGCUCUUGGUAAAUAACUUCCUCUUUUAGUAAGCCAGUCCUGACAACAUGCAUCCAGAUAUACCCUUGUGGCUUCCCGUGGCUUGCCUUGCACACAUACACUGUUUUUGCAAAUAACCCUUCACUUUUGUCAUUAAACAAAUGUUCAAUACACCAGAAUAGCAUUAAUUCAUUUUGUAUAAUUCACAAGUAGGCUGUAUUAUACCUGCAGUCCUGUCAAUCAGAAAUGCAUUGCUUUGGGAUCUUGUAAAAUUCACAGAGUAUUUCUGCUUUCUAGACUUGUGGGAAGCUCCCUCGAAGCCCUUGAAAGCUGUUUUGGUUUUGGCCCCAUCCCAGAGAAGGUAUGUCACUGAUUUCUGAAUUAAUUUCCAUUCGUAAAGUCAAUUGUGAACGAUUUAGUUUUAAAAUAUUGUAUUUCAUAGAAGUUUGUAAUGUUACUUAUUAUAGAGUAGACAUUAAAAACAUCGCCAUAAGCAGCGUUGCACUCCGGCGUAUUUUAAUGUGUAUUGUCAAACAGCUAGGUAACAAUGAGUUUGAAUCGUGUACAUUAUAAAGAGGACUAGCACAACAUAUGCAAAGUCCAUUUCAUUUUUAAAAUUUUAACAAAUAUGUUAAAGCUAAAAUGUGAACAAUAGAAACUGAAUUUUAGUACUUUACAUUUGUGUUUUUCCCCCCAUCAUUGUGAUUGUUUACGAUAACUGGCACAUUCCACCCUUAACUCGUGCUGCAGUGUCAGAGAGAAAUAACCAUGGUCCAUAUUCCAUUCCAUACACAGUUAAGGGGGAGAUAAGAAACAGUAGUGUUUCCAUUUGUUGAGGGCCGGGGGGGUUAUAUUUAUUGUUCUGUAUUAGUUUCUCUAUCUGAUUGGUUUUUGUUUUCCUCUCAGGAGAAGACUAAGGCCUCUGCUUUGGAACUUGCCACAGUCCUGCUUUCAAUGCCAACACCAGCUAGUGUCCAGCUCCAGACAAAAAGUCUUCUAGCAAGUCUGCACAACAAUCGCUCUGCAUACCACAACCACAAGGUAGGUGGUCAUUGGGCGCUGCGCAAGCUCCCUGUAUCUGAAGGAAUGUAUGAGUUUCUCCUGAUUGAGAGGAAAUGCAGGGGUUCAUCCUUUUCAUUAAACUGUCCUUUUAGGAUCAGGCCUUGCUAAGUAACGCUGUGCAGUGCUUGAACUCCUGUGGCAAGGAGGGGAAGGAUCUGGAUCCUGAAGUAUUUCAGAGGCUUGUAAUCACUGCUCGUUCCAUUGCCAUCAUGCGACCCAGUAACCUGGUCCAUUACACAGAGGGCAGGCUUCCUGGAGACAUGGGUGAGAAUAGUGUGCUGUAAGGAAAGUGGGUUUUAUUGUCUGGAGUAUUCUAACUGCUGUCCACCUGCAAACAUUGCAGCCUUUGGGAAGUGUGCGACUCAGGUUUUUGACUGUAGACCACUUGUUUACUUAAAUUUGUCAUUGCGUGCCAGAGGUAAACUCUCUGUGUUUAUUUCUAUACACUUUUUUUAUAACUUCCAGAGAGUUUGGACGAUCCGAAAGACGCUGUGAAAACCUUAGAUGGAGACGAUGGAUAUGGGUUUAUCACACAACUGGUUAACCAGUUUUGGAAACUUCAUGCAUCAAAACCUAAAAAUGCGUUCCUAGCCCCUGCUUGUCUACCAGGUACAUUCAACGAUAGCCUGGUGUGCAAGUUCUUAUGUAUGUAGCAAGGUAUUAUGGGUAUGCAAACUAAACAAGUUGUGUUUCUGCUAGGGCUUGCACACAUAGAGGCCACAGUUAAUGCUUUGGUGGAUAUUAUCCAUGGGUACUGCACCUGUCAGCUGGACUGUAUUAACCUGGCAUCCAAGAUCUACAUGCAGAUGUUGCUGUGUCCGGUGAGUGACUGUACAUGGUAAUGGAGGGCUAAUUUUAUUAUGUGACAUAAUCUGCUUAAAGCAAAGCUGGGUUUUAUUAAUAUUUAAAUUAUUAGCUUGCAUGCAUUAUGGACUCUGUAUUAUUUUAUAAUGCAUACAUAUAAAGAAAUGUUAUUUCACUGCGUCUCCCAGCUUGUUUUGUGGGGGCAGCCAUCUUGAAAUCCUAUUUGGUUUAAAGCACAGCUUCUACAACCAAAGACCAUGUAGGAAACAAAGGUUUUGAGAGCAUUUAUGAUGCCAUGUGCUGGGGUGGAAAUCUAAAAAAAUCUGUGCUGAGCCAGUGUCAGAUAUAUGGUGCUUCUCAUCAGAGGCCCUAAAAAUAGCUUCCCACGCAGUAGGGGUAAUCCAGGAAAUGCACUGAAAAGAUACUUUCAUUUACUAAAAUACAUAGACUGUAUUAUGUCUGAUUUGCUUAAUCAAAAACAUGUUUUUCUUUCAUCUAAGUAACAGAAUUUAAAGUGUUACUUCAAACACCAUGACCACGUCAGUGUUUGUAGUCAUGGUGGUUGGAGUCUGUAUGUGCAGCGUUUUGCUAUCAAAUGCAGAAUUAAACCCCUCCGCUGCUGGAGGUGUCUAUUUGGGUUUCCUUUUCUAGCCUGGAACAAGAGUCAGGCUGGCUAACAUGAAUUCCCUGCAAAUUUGGUGUCUGUUGCCAGACAACCAAUGUUGGCACGGCUCCACCUUCCAUGCCACACAUGUUCCUCUCCAACACCCCACUGCCUCCAGUGAGGGGAGUGAUGUCCGUGGAGGAGGCCGGAGGAAGAAAUUGGCGUGCAAUUACAGUUUAGAUUUAGGGAUUUUCUUUUUUUUAUUUAACGUUUUUAGGAGGGGGGCUGGACAGGUUUACUGUGACCGAAACACUGUCUUUUUAAAGUGAAUUAUUUAAUUUAUUGUGCAGGUGAAAUAGCAUGCUUGUAGAGUCAAUAUAUACUUUUUAUUUAAUAAAUAAAUAAUAAAAUUCAGUGGCAAUUGUACAGUAAACUGAUAACAGAUAAAAAGCUUAUUUAUAAUAAAGUGCAGUGUAUUUAGAAUGUUUUAACCUUGGUGUGGGGCCUUGCGAUGCUUAGCCUUUGUUAGACUGUACAUUUACUACUAUAAUACAGAUUGAGGGUGUUGUGUGUUUUUCUUGUAGCUUAGACCAUUCCUUUCUUUUUAUUUUAUGUUGAUUCAUUGUUUACCAGGACCCUUCUGUGAGUUUUUCCUGCAAACAAGCAUUAAUCCGUGUUCUGCGCCCACGCAAUAAACGCCGGCAUGUGACUCUGCCUUCCUCUCCACGCAGCAAUACACCAAUGGGUAAGUGCUGCUUUCUGUAUUUGCCCAGCACCUGAUAUUAGCGUGCCCAGCACCUGAUAUUAGCGUGCCCAGCACCUGAUAUUAGCGUGCCCAGCACCUGAUAUUAGCGUGCGUCAGAGUCCAUUUACAAAGCAGAGCAAGGGUCUGGGAAAAGGAAUUAUCAAAGGCUUAUCAGAGUUUGUACGUAAAAAGUGCUGUGUGUCUAUACUUGACGCUUAAACCAAUAAAGGAAAUGUAAAUCUUAAAACAGCUGCCACACUAGUGUGAAAAUCUCUCAUUAUCCACCUAUAUUAAAACACAAUGAAGUAGGUAGAUUGGGGGUGAAAUCUACCACCAAUCUCCUGAGUUUUUGUUUUCACUCCGCAAUGUAUCAGGUUUCUGCGGCCUGUAAUUACGCAGCCAUCUGCCUAAUGGAGAAAUUGGUGCCAUUAAAUAUACACAUACCCAAGAUGUUUGAAAGUCCCCAUGACAAUCGAAACUGUCAUGCCUUGUGUGAUUAGCCCUAAUAAAUACUUUGUAUAUACUGUAAAAGGGGAAAAAAGCACUUCUGCCUACAGAACCACAGUGAGAGCUGCCAAUCUGUUUAUGUAAAAGCUUCCAGAGAUAUUCAUUACCAUUUGAAUUUUCAAGGAUUUAAAGUGAAUUUGAAAUUUUAGCCUAAAAUAGCUGAACAGGAAGAAAAAAAAUAGCAGGCUCGUUAGUGUUUGUAUCCUCUGUGAUGGCAAACAGCCAGCGUUAUAAAUAUAUCUAUAAAUAUUAACAAAUAUGGGAGCCUUCCCUCCAUCAGAGGCAGAACAGCACCAAACAAAAUGUGUUCCUCCCCAUCCAAACUACUUCACCACAGCUCUCUAGUAAAGAAUAACUUGGAGGCAGCUGAAGCCCUGAAUGUUUGUAUUGGAGAUGGGAGACACUCAUUACCUCCACUGCAAGCAUAGUAUUUAAAAGAGGAGCUGGGGGGACAUGUUUGCUUCUGGCACAGCGUGAUGGCUAAUAUUUUAUAUAUAAGGAACUUGUCAUGGGUGGUUUUGUCAGAAUGUGAUGGCUAAUAGUUUUGCUUCUUUUUAAUAAAUAAAAUCAUUCUGAUUAGUUUUUCUUAUUGUAAGGCCCUUUCUGUUACUCCCACUGUUUUUUUCCUGUUCAAUUCAGGGGAUUUCUAUUCUGUUGGGUUUUUAUGCCUGUGGCAAGAGAAAUGAUUGCAUAAAAUUUGAGACUUCAAGCACCUGCCUAUGUUGUAAAUUUCUGUGUGAGCUCUUUAAGAGUACAUUGCAGAGGCUUUUGGGAGGCAAACGGUUUGUCUCACCUAUAGGGUGGUGACUAGCGUGUACCUUCCAUGCCGCAUAGUGUGUCAAUUCUUAGCAAUGCAGUGCUCUCAGUGUACUGAAAUAGUGCUAGGAGUUUAUGGAAAGAGAGGAGCAAAAUGUUUGUGGAUGUGUCAUUCUCCAGAAGGGGAGAGACGGUUAAUAUACUUGUAGGUAGAAUCACUUCACAUUUCACUAUACAUAGACAAGUUGAUUUAUUACGUAUCUCCUGCUUCCCUUUAAGCCAGUAAUCUCCAUUUCUUCUUUAAACGGAAAUCAUGACAACCAUUGAUUGCCCAGCUGUUUGUAAAUUAUUAUUUUUGUGAUGAUCAGCCAGUCUAAAGACUUACUGAGCUUUGUGGGAAUUGGAGUUUGCAAUUUUGUGUAGUGCCAAGACCCCUUAUGCUGCUGUUAAUGUUUAAUUUAUUGGUAAAUGUACUAGUUGUUUUUUCAAAGAACAGCUGGAAUUAUAAAUACUGCGACCUGGGCUCAGGCACACUUCUGGGUGUUAUUACAAUUCAGUAAUGGGUGUCACAGUUACAAAGCCAGUGGUAUCCAGCCCCUGGUGUGGAGGAAAUUUCUCUCUAAGCCAGCAAUCUCCAUCCAUGCCCAUGUAUAUGUUCUAAUUCUGUCUAGGUUGGAGAGCUUGGUAUCCCUCAGGUGUGACUGUAGUUAGGAUGCCAUCGCCAUACAAGGACCUCUUUAACCGUGAGCACUCGGGUCUCCCGAGUUUCAUUUCCUUUGCCCCCUUGCUGUAAAUUGCCUUCAUUAUUGUGGUGAUGAUUCCAGUGCUGUGGUACAGAUUUUAGUGAUGUAGAAAUCUGCUUAUGGGCUCUUGAAUGGGUUGUGAUCAGUAUUUUUGGCCCAGGAGACAAGGACGAUGACGACGACGAUGAGGCUGAAGAGAAGAUGCAAAGCUCCGGUAUGCCAAAUGGCGAACAUGUGCGGCAGCAGAGCCAGGAACACAAUGAGGUGGAUCAUGGCGACUUUGAAAUGGUGGUGAGAAUCUGACUAUUUAGGGCUUGGGUUUUUUUUUUUUUUUUUUUUAAAUAGAUAUUCUUGUUCUUUACAUUGGUGGGUGGUAUUUGAGGGUAUAAUGCUAUAGUGGGACCCUUCAUGUACGAUGUGUGGCGUUUGGGGCUCUUGUGUUACUUGCCUGGCAGGAGUGACAUUAUUUACCUUGCAUUGAGGGAGAAUAAAAAUAAGUUUUUAGGUUGACAUAAUUGCUUUUUGUCCCAUUUCUUUCAGUCUGAGUCUAUGGUGCUGGAGAGCGCAGAUAGCGUGAAUAAUGGCAAUCCAUCACCCCUGGAGGCUCUGCUGGCUGGUGCCGAAGGAUUUCCUCCCAUGCUGGAUAUACCACCAGAUGCCGAUGAUGAGACCAUGGUGGAGUUGGCCAUUGCACUCAGCCUCCAGCAGGACCAGCAAGGUAGGUUUCUGUCCUUAACAUAAAGGGGCUUCUUAACAGGGAGACUUUAAAAUGAACCUUUGGAUGGAUGUGUUCUGUCUCCACGUUUAUUUACAUAUCUUCUCUGUUUAGCGAUGAAUAAGGCUACUUUUAUUGUAUAUAUUAGUACUACCUAAAUGUUAUUAAAAAUUAAUUUUAAAAAGCCAGAUAUAUACAGUUGUGAAUGAACUGGAAUUAUUCCUAUCCAGAAUUGGGGGCACUUUUCAUUUGUGGACCUAUUAACGUGCUGCUGAUAAAGCCAGACUUUGAGAUUAAUGGUGGAAUAACUUGGAUCUAUUGACUACAUAGUAUCUCACACAAAUAACAUGGUUACUUUUGAAGUUGCUAAAUGGUGAAUUAUGGUGAAGUCUAUAUCAGAGUUACAAUAUUGUUCAAGCUCUGCUAUGUUGGCUUAACAUUUCUAAUUUGAUUUCCAUUUAGACUACCGUUCUGUGAUCAAUCUCCUUUAUUAAUCUCUCACUUUCUCUGCAGGCAGCAGCAGCAGUGCCCUUGGCUUACAGAGUUUGGGGCUCUCUGGGCAGGCUCCCAGCUCCUCCUCUCUGGAUGCAGGAACACUGUCUGACACCACUGCAUCAGGUAACUAGUGAGCCCCAAGUACAGUACUGACAGACCAUACAAGCUGAUACUCAAAUAUGGUUCCUGAGCAGGUUACUAUGCUCAGUUUUGGAAAAGUUUUACUGUUUUUGAGCAGGUUACUGUGCUCAGUGCUGUGAUUUGUAAGGUCUAAUCAUACUGUUCCUGAGCAGGUUACUGUGCUCAGUGCUGUGAUUAGAAGGUCUAAUCAUACUGUUCCUGAGCAGGUUACUGUGCUCAGUGCUGCGAUUAGAAGGUCUAAUUAUACUGUUCCUGAGCAGGUUACUAUGCUCAGUGCUGCGAUUAGAAGGUCUAAUUAUACUGUUCCUGAGCAGGUUACUAUGCUCAGUGCUGUGAUUUGUAAGGUCUAAUCAUACUGUUCCUGAGCAGGUUACUAUGCUCAGUGCUGUGAUUGGAAGGUCUAAUCAUACUGUUCCCUUAAAAUAAUUUUCUUAUGUUGUAACUCAUAGUCCCCGUGCAUGUCAUGCAGCUAAUGUGCUGGGUGGAGGAAUGGAGAGCAGUCUACAACUUUAAGGGCAGCCAUGCCACCCAGUAUUAAAUAAUGGUAGUUUCAAAGCGCUCUAUCUCCACUAUGCAUGUUAUGGUUAUGCUCUCCAUAUAAUGAGCUACAUUGCAAGAUGUCAGUGUGCACACGUCACCAAGGUGCUAGAGCUCCCACUAGUGGCUGAAGUAUUGAGAAUCUUCUGCCAUCAAUUACAAUAGCAUGAUAUUGUCUUUAGCUGUAUGUGACAUGCGAACAAGGAUGCGGACUGUACAUCCGUUCAGAUUUGUAGUGCAGUGUACUAUCUGUGGGGCUCCAUUUGUGCUGCUUUGGUAGUUAGUGAUUGUGUUUUUACCUGUAACAGCUCUCCUCAUGCUUAUAGCUCCAGCAUCGGAUGACGAAGGAAGCACUGCAGCAACCGAUGGAUCUACACUGCGCACCUCACCUGCAGAUCAUGGGGGCAGCGUAGGCUCAGAAAGUGGAGGCAGUGCCGUGGACUCGGUAGCUGGUGAGCAUAGUGGUACGUUGGUGGUGUCUUUGUUUUUGUGGUGUAAGAAAUCAGUCAGUUGGUUAUUUAUAAAACCUAAACAUUUGUAAAAUAUCAGUAAUGGGCAGAGGGAACAGACCCAACAACUCUCCCAAUUCUACCUAGUAACAAGGAUAGCGUAGUAUAGCCAUGUGUAUGGCAGUCUGCCAUUCAAGAUGCUGUGACAGGCACAGAUUCAAAUGGAGAAAUUGUAUUUUCAGAAAUAACUGAAAAUAUGUAACUCCCAGCCAUCUCAAUGCUCACUUAGUUGGAGUAAUCUAUCUUAAUUUGAUUUUUGAUUUAACACAUCUGGUGAAAACACACGUCCUGGCAGCCUUAUAGUCCUGGAGAGGAAGGAUAGGUAUAAGAAAUGGCACAUAAUUUUGUGAAAGGAAGAGUUUUGCAUUAGUUACAUAGUUACAUAGCUGAAAAGAGACUUGCGUCCAUCAAGUUCAGCCUACCUCACAUUUGUAAAUGUUUGUUUCCUACUGAAUGUUCAGAACAGUGUUUUAGUUUGUAUAAUUAUAUUUCAAAUAGUUGACAUACAAUUUAUAUACAAUCUAAAUGGAAUACUACCUAAUUAUUUUAUCUAUGUUGUGACCUAUAUUACUGUCCGUAUAAGAAAUAUUUUUACUAUUCUGUGUAAUUCUAUACCCUCUAGUCUCCCCACCCCAAGAUAACUGUCUGUUUUGUGUGUUUAAGAGACUCACAUUUUAGUUUGCAUGGACAUGUGUGUUGGCUCUGUGUGGUGUGUAUUUAGAGAUAUGUUCUGUCCAGUAACUGCAACCUGUAGAUAAAAACCCCUCUAUUUCUGUACAUUAGCUACAUGAGAGUUCCGUCUUCUCUCAGUUUCAGGGAGAAGCAGUGCUUAUGGUGACACAACAGCUGAGGGACACCCCACUGGCCCUGGCAGCAUCAGUUCCAGCACUGGAGCAAUCAGCACUGCCACUGGACAUCACGAGGGCGAUGGCUCUGAGGGGGAAGGUGAAACAGAAGGCGAUGCACAUGCAAGCAACAGGUCUGUAUUUCUGCUGACUUUAUUUAUUAACAAUCAUAGAAAGGAAUUCUCUUUUUUUAUUAAUAUAUUUUUAUAUUUCCCAGACUUCACAUGCUGCGUCUGAUGCUCUUAGAACGUCUGCUUCAGUCCAUGAAUAAUCUACGGGGAGUGGGGGGUGUCCGUGCCAUUCCAUACAUGCAGGUAAAGGAGGGUUACAUGUGGCUGAUUUUCUCUGGACAAACAAUUUCUUAUUGGCUGCUAGCAACACAUGUUCUCGUGCUUUCACUGUCUUUGUGUUUAAAUCUGAUGAACAGUUUUUGCUAGCUGUUGGUACAGUUUAGACGAGGCCUGUUUAUAGUUUAAUUGUGAGCUAUUUAACAUCUGACUGGAUACAGAGCUGUGGCUUACACUAGAACAACCGUCUCUUCCCCAGGUAGUGCUGAUGCUUACAGCAGAUCUGGAUGGUGAUGAUGAGAAGGAUAAGGGAGCGCUGGAUAGUCUUUUGUCCCAAUUGAUCGCAGAACUUUGUUUGGAUAAAAAGGUACAUUUUACACUUUUAUAUUGCUGUAUAUAUAUAAUCAAGAUCUUUAAUAAAACCUAUCCCACCUGCAUUUAUUUGAUUGUGGACUUUGCGUUUUUCCUGUCACUAAGGAUGUCUCCAAGAAAAACGAGCGCACGCCCCUGAAUGAGGUGCACCUUGUUGUCAUGCGACUGCUCAGUGUCUUCAUGUCCCGCACCAAGUCUGGCUCAAAGUCAUCUAUUUGUGAGGUGAGAGGCUAUCUUUGUACUGUUAAUUGUUUUUGCCAGUUAUGCAAGUUACUUUUAAAAAGAACCAGAGUAGACAGGGCAAUAAAGAGGAUGAAAAUUCAAAUCUCAGACAAACUACACUGAUGCCACUCGAAUUGCAGUCCACGUCUGAAAUGCUUUUUAGCCUCGUUUUGCUCAAAAGAUACAUCAACCCUAGAUGAUGGAUUUUAAAAUGUUAUUCUAAUGUUUGCCUGAUUCUCAUUUACUAGCAUGUUGAUUCACCCUCCCCUUCUCUUGCACCUUUUUUUCUUUCAGGGGGAAAACUAUAGUGCAAACUUCCCCACCCCAAAAAAAAAACUUUUCUAUUGGGGGAGAGGGGGUUAGUGGGUGGAAUUAAUAUAAGGAACCCUAUUUCUCAAGUUACCCAAAGUUCAUUACAUGCAACUGCUGGCUUACUAUAAACAUAUGUCUGCAAUCAGUCAAGUUCCACAGCAGAGAAGGCAAUUUAAUAGUGAUACCUGCAAAUAGGCACCAAGGCCAGUGAUAUUAAAUAAGUCCUACAUUUACAUAUAGAUAGUUUGAUAACUGAAGACAAAAAAUAAAAACAUAUCAACAUAAUUGGAGGAUAUUUUUUUUUAUUUAUUUUUUUACACUGAAACAAGCACAUGACAUUCUGUAUAACUAGCGUGUUUGUAACCUGCUUUAAGUUGUCAGUCUAGCUAGUUUUUAUUUAAUUUUAUUUUUAAGAACUUCAGUUUUGCUGGACAUACACUUGAAAUGUUGAAAAGCACAGAUUAAAUGUGCUGUGUAAGUUUGUUUUUAUUUGUUAAUUAACACCAAAGUUAUAAAUGUGUGUAUUUUAAAAUGUAUACUAAACAUUCCGUUAUUCCAGUUUUGGUGUUUCUCCUCACAGUCCUCCUCACUGAUCUCAAGCGCCACUGCAACUGCCUUGUUGAGCUCGGGAGCUGUGGAUUACUGUCUUCAUGUCCUUAAAUCUCUUCUUGACUAUUGGAAGAGCCAGCAGAGUGACGAAGAACCUGUGGCUGCCAGCCAGCUACUCAAACCACAUACUUCCUCUUCCCCUCCUGACAUGAGCCCAUUCUUUCUCCGACAGUACGUCAAGGUGAGUGAUAAUGUGAGCUCUUUAUUGGGCAGGCUGCUGUCGGUAUCAUAUACUUCUCUGCACAUGUAACCGUUCGAUUGGCUAGAUUAUUGGAUUUUCAAUGAUACUUUAUUUCCCUGACAUGUUUAACCUUUGUGUUGUUAAACAUUUUUUUUAAACAUUUUACAAAAAAUUUUUUGAUCAAAUAGUUUGUAGCAAAUUGACUUUAGACCAUAACUUCUGCUCUGUCUAAACAUGGUGUUUAACCAUUGGUUUGUGUCAGUACUGUGGGAUAUGCCUGUGCUUCCCAUAUUUAUCCAGGAUUGAUGUGUCAAAUCUAUACAUUUGUCUGAGAUUUUCUUAACAGAAAUUUAUAGAUUGAAUUUCAUCUCUUUGUGUGAUAUUUCCCAUGUUGCUCAUUCUGCUUAAUGCCCUCAGUGCCAUAAUUAGUCGCCAUUACCACACAAUGUCAUGGGAAGAGGAGAGUGCUUGACCUGUUUUCUGUUUUUAGGGCCAUGCCGCAGAUGUUUUUCAGGCAUAUACACAGUUGCUCACAGAGAUGGUGCUACGGUUACCCUACCAGAUUAAGAAAAUCGCAGACACCAAUUCUCGAAUUCCACCUCCAGUGUUUGACCAUUCGUGGUUCUACUUCCUUUCCGAGGUAUGUUGAAUGGCAUGUGUUAAGUCUCUGGGGAUAUUUAAAAACGGCAGAUUAAACCUCUUACAGAAAUGAUGUUACUAAAUCUCAGAGGUAGAAUUGACUAUCAUAUCUAUUUCAGGGUGUCACAUUGUACAUUAAAGGGACACUGCACUGCCGCCGCCCCUCCCCCACCCCCCCCCCAAAAGAGCGAAAACACUGUUUAGUAAAUAUACCCCAAAUAAAAACUUGCAAGCAUUUAAUGGUCUAUAAACAGCUUGCUAAAGCUGCAGAUCUCUUGUCUGUAGCCUUUGCAAGCCCUCCACUUUUAACCCCGCCCAGACUUUCUGUGGCUGUCCAAUCACAGACAAACCAAUGCAGCUCAAUGAGAAGUCUUUUCAAGGCAGGUUCUCUUUUCAAGGCAAUUGCUGCCUCUUGAGUUUAUCUCCACUGAGCUAAACAAACCAGGAAGUAACAGGACCGGUUCCCUGCUUGAAAAGUAUAAUUAAGUGUUUAAAUUUCUAUUGAAAUCUGCACUAUUUCCAGAGAACACACACUUCACACAUAAACCAUUUCAGCAAGCUAAAGUGCUUUAGGGGUCUGGAGUGUCGCUUUAAUAUUGUUUUGGUUGAAAGCUGUGAGUAAAUCUUGUUUAUUUGACUCUUUGAUAACAGUGGUUAAUAUUCCACAGACUAAGCCAUUGAAUUGUACCAUUGAAGGCUUUAUAAAAGACCAUGUUUUCAUGAUAGCAUUUGCAUUCCUGGGGUUUCCUGACAGUCUGACAAAACUAAAAUAUUUCCACUGUGACAAAAGGUGAACAUAUCUACCACUUUAAUAAAAUAAUUAUAUUCUGUUUAGAUUGGUAGCUAUCAAGGCGGUUAAAUUUCUGUCAGUUUUGACUUAAAGGACCACUAUAGUGCCAGGAAAAAAUACUUGUUUUCCUGGCACUAUAGUGCCCUGAGGGUGCCCCCACCCUCGGGGACCCCCUCCCGCCCGGCUCUGGAAAGGGGUAAAAACUUACCUUUUUCCAGCGCUGGGCGGAGAGCUCUCUGCCGCCUCUCCUCCUCCGUUACGCCCCGCCGGCUGAAUGCACACGUGCGGCAACAGCUGCGCGCGCAUUCAGCCGGUCUCAUAGGAAAGCAUUUACAAUGCUUUCCUAUGGACGCUGGCGUGCUCUCACUGUGAAAAUCAAAGUGAGAAGCACGCAAGCGCCUCUAGUGGCUGUCAAUGAGACAGCCACUAGAGGGAAUAGGGGGAAGGCUUAACCCAUUCAUAAACAUAGCAGUUUCUCUGAAACUGCUAUGUUUAUUAAAAAAUGGGUUAACCCUAGCUGGACCAGGCACCCAGAACACUUCAUUAAGCUGAAGUGGUCUGGGUGCCUAGAGUGGUCCUUUAAGUAUUCCCUUUGAAAUAACGAGCAAUGUGUAUUAUACAGGAUCUGUCACAAAGUUACAUCCUGCUGAGUAUAAUGAAAAUCCGAGAGUAGACAUUAGGUCCCUUACUGGCAUGUACUAUAUCUGAACAGUUUUUUGUUUCUAAAGAGAAUCCCUAAUUAAAGCUUUGGCUUUUAGCUCAGGAGCACCUGGACAUUUAAGAGCAGUUGUGACUGCAGUGUUCUUUUAAGUGGAACAAUCACUAUGGAAACUAAUGCAAUAUUCACGUUAAUUGCUCCACUUUUCAAACGCUGAUGAUGAACUGUACCUUUCAGGUUAUUUAACCCACUGAAAGCCUUUAUGAUUAUAUGUAUCUCAUACACUCUCUCUAUAGUAUCUGAUGAUUCAACAGACACCAUUUGUUCGUCGCCAAGUCCGCAAAUUGCUUCUUUUCAUCUGUGGCUCAAAAGAGAAAUACCGGCAGCUCCGAGACCUGCACACCCUUGACUCUCACGUGCGAGGCAUUAAGAAACUACUGGAGGAGCACGGGAUCUUCCUUCGCGCUAGUGUGGUGACAGCUAGCUCUGGCUCGGCACUGCAGUAUGAUACACUCAUCAAUCUGGUAAGGAGUAAUUAAUUAGGUUGGUGGGAAUAUUCAAUCAACAGAUUUGGGCCUAUUACCUAAAGGGAAAUAAAAGAAUAUGUACACCAUCAUAUGACUCUAAAGGUAUGCUUCUUUGGAUCAUUUGGGGGUUGUCCAGACCCUUUUGUUGCUGGAUUCUUAAUGUUCUCCCUUGUGUUUCUUUGAUAGGUCUUCCCAAGGAAUGUCAGAUAUUCUGAUGGUCCUUUAAAAAACGAUUUUAUUUCAAUAAAAAAUAUAUUCCAUAUACCAGAAUCAACUGGUUAAAAGUAAAUUGCAAUAAAUAAAAUACGCUAUUUUGUGUAUAUUCAGUUUUGUUUUACAGAUUAUUCAAGAUUUUAUACAGCUCCGCCUAUUGCUUUGUAUGUAUUUCUAUUACCUAAAGGAAAUUUUGUUUUUCAGAUGGAACACCUCAAGGCAUGCGCAGAAAUCGCUUCUCAACGCACUGUUAACUGGCAGAAGUUUUGCAUCAAGGAUGAUUGUAAGCCGUCCAUUUUUCUUUCUUUUCUUUUUUUUUUUUUUUACUCAAAUGGUUUAGCCAAAAUUCCUCAUGUAAAUGUAAGCACCUGUUUGAAUAUAUGUAUGGUAGGCAAUAUUCAUAUAAAUAAAACGAGACUACACAAUAACCACAGACAACGUUUAAUUACUUUUCGUUUGGCUUGGCUGUGGUGAUUUGUUCAAAGCUCAAGGGGCAUUCAACCAUAACUUUGUAACCAUAACCAUAUAACAUAUGGUUCACACUUUCAAACCUUUUAACUUUAUUAACCACCAUUACAUAGCCAUGCCCCUACCCCGGCUGAGAGGAUGGCUGUGACUGCGUUAUCUAUGUUCAUAACACCAUGACAAUACAGUUAAAUAAAAGUAAAGUGAGGGGGGUGGGGUCUGUCCGCACCGUUCCUGCUUCAGUCCACUCUGACAGGAUUAAACUUGUGCUGCUGCUUUUUAUACUGUCCCAGUUUCACUCUUUCUGCUUGUGACCUUCAACCAAUCCCAGGCCAGCUCCAGUCCCCAGAAACAGCUGUGUCAUCAAUUCUGCCCAAAUACCGGUCUGACUGACCAUCUACCACAAGAUGUAAAAUUUCUCACAUUCAAAUCCCAGACUAAACGGAUUAACUCCUUCACUGCCACCGUACAUAUAAACAGAUUAACUCCUUCACUGCCACCGUACAUAUAAACAGAUUAACUCCUUCACUGCCACCGUACAUAUAAACAGAUUAACUCCUUCACUGCCACCGUACAUAUAAACAGAUUAACUCCUUCACUGCCACCAUGCAUAUAUACCACAGUGAUUAGUGCCUGGGGCUUUUUUUCUAUUAAUAGAACACAUACGAACCAUGGCUAUAGCUUGCUGGAAUGCAUUUUAUAGCAAUAUCUAGAUUACAACAUGAGCAAGGUAGAAUUUAGGGGCUCUGGGAGGUUGGUCUUUAGCUAUCUUAGAGUGGCUGGGAUCACACCUAUCUGUACUGUCAGACAUUUAUGGCAAUUAGAAAGGUAUCUCCUUAUUCCACGAUCACAACCUCUUACAGGACGCAACAUUCGUAUUUCUUCAGGUUGCGGUGAAUGAAAAAAGUAUAAGUUAAAAGUAAAAUAGUGUUACAAAAUUAGGAAUCUACAGGGUAACUUGUCUCUGUGUUAGAUACUGAUAUAGUCACCAUCACUCUGAUUCUGUCUUAUUCGGUUCUGCAGCUGUCCUGUAUUUCCUGCUGCAAGUCAGUUUCCUGGUUGAUGAAGGUGUGUCCCCUGUGCUGCUGCAGCUCCUUUCCUGUGCACUGUGCGGCAGUAAAGUGCUCUCUGCGUCUUCAUCCUCCGGCACUUCCAGCAGUCAGUCUGCCUCCAGCUCUGGGCAAUCCGGCUCACAGUCCAAGUCUUCCACUAAAAAGAGUAAAAAGGAAGAGAAGGAAAAAGAGAAGGACGGUAAGAAGCUGGUUAUAAGAAUAGAUUUCCCUGUAGAGCUGGUUUCUUUGUUAGUCCAUGUAAAGGCAGAAUUCCAACAGAUCUAAAUGGCAUGUUUUGCAGGUGAAAGUUCCAACAGCCAGGAAGAGCAGCUCUGUACGGCUCUGGUGAAUCAGCUCAAUAAGUUUGCAGACAAAGAAACCUUGAUUCAAUUUUUACGCUGUUUCCUCUUGGAGUCAAACGCCUCUUCGGUGCGCUGGCAGGCACAUUGUUUAGCUCUGCAUAUCUACAGGUGAGCGGCACUCUGUGGUUAAAUGGCGAGCAGCGCUCUGAUUGCAGUUAAAUGUCGAGUGGCAACAGAAAGCAGGAACUUCAUUUCAGUAAAAGUUUAGACUGCAAUUCUAAAAUCUCCUUUCGGCACAGGUAGGAUAGUAGAACCCAGUGGCCCUGAGCAGCAAACAUUGGGUUUUAUUAAUGAAAAAGAAUUUUAAACCAGAAUUGUCCAAGCUUCAUUGUAGAAUUUUUCCAUAAAGAUGCAAUUCCUAGUUUAAUGAAUAAAUUGAAUUGAGAUGGCAAGUUGGCAAAUUUGUUCCUAUGCUUCGGAUGUGUCAUUUUAAUUUUAUGAGAACAUGUUAAAGAUCUUUAAUAUCUAAUAUGUAUUAGAACAAUGCACCCUUGUUUCUUUUCUUUUAUUUUGUUCAGUAAUAAAACAUUAUUAAAAUGGAUGGUUGCACUGAAAUGCAGUACAAUUAAAAUAUUCUUAUUUUCCCAGUGACAGAUUGUAAUAAGCUAUAUGUGUAUUUACCGUUUUAUUUUGCGUGGGAGAUUAAAUGUUUAGGUCUAGUGCUAACUAAUGUUAAACUUGUUGGGUUUAAUACAUGCUUCGAGAAUGCAGCCAGUUGCACUGCGAAUAGAUUUAAUGGAACCCGAGCACAAAUCCUAUAGAUGACAGUACGUUCUCUGAUAGAAUAAUGCAAACAUUGCUCUGUGUUCCUACUGGAUGUGACUUUGAUCGCCUGAACCACUUUUUUCAUUUUAUUUGCUGCUUUGUGUAAGGCCCUUUCGCACCACUGAGCUCCCUAUGUCAUAGUUUUUAAACAUUUACAAUUUCUCCGUAAUAGUAAAACAUUUUUGUUUAAAGCGAUUCUUCUGCAUAAAAUUCCUACUAAUCAUAAACUAAUUGAUGCCAGAUCAUUUUCCCUGUGAUUUAUCUUGCGGAGUUCUGGUAUCAAUUAACGGAAAUUUUAUUCUCUACAAAUACAUUUUAACACAUCUAAUAUAAACUAAAGUUUACAUUUUAGGUAUUUAACAUUUUCCCUAUUAUCAGAUUAUUGAACUUUGUCUGGUUUGGUGGUUCUUUUUUGUUUGUUUUUUAAUCCUUGUUUUUCAUUUAAUGAUUUUAGAAAUUCAAACAAGUCCCAGCAGGAGUUGCUUUUGGAUCUCAUGUGGUCCAUUUGGCCUGAGCUUCCGGCGUACGGACGCAAAGCAGCUCAGUUUGUAGAUCUUCUGGGAUACUUUUCACUGAAAACUCCACAGACUGAGAAGAAGGUACGGAUUCACAGAACAUUAUCCUUAUCUAUGAAAAAAGUGUCUAGUAACCUAUGAAAUGGCUAGUGUUGUAACAUACAAUUGUUAUCUAUCUUGUCAGUUUAAAGAAUAUUCUCAAAAGGCCGUUGAAAUCCUGCGAACGCAAAACCACAUCCUGACUAAUCACCCCAACUCCAACAUCUAUAAGUGAGUUAAAUAGCUCUCAUUGGGUUCCUGCCAUCCUCUUUUCCUCCUAUUUGUACCCACAUAAUGCCUGCUUGUGUACUGCAGUGUCACAGUGCUUGCUCUAUGCUGGCUUUAAUACCACUGUGCUAGUCCCUUCUCUCUGUGCCUACAAGGCUCCUACAAUCCUUCAUGGUUUUUAUCCGCACAUGCCACCUGCAGACACACAUCCCCUGCUCCUUGCUUUUCUGAAUCUAUUUUUACCAUAUAGCGGUCCUCACUCUGUGCCUUGAUCCCCUCUUCUCUCUCCAGCACCCUGUCUGGCUUGGUGGAGUUUGAUGGCUAUUAUUUGGAAAGUGAUCCUUGCCUUGUGUGUAACAACCCCGAGGUCCCCCUGUGUGUAAGUAUCGUUGGCAGAUUAUUUUUUUAUUUUGUAGAAUUUUUUUUCUUUCAAUACAUUUUUAAUGCUUUAAGACACCAUGUCAACAGCACAUUCCAUUCUCAAAAGCAGGGGGAUAUUAUUUAUUUAUAAAAUAUUUUGUAUGUAGAACCAUCUUUUCAUCAAGUAUAAAGAUAUAUUCGAUUGCCGUGUAUUACUUCUUCAGCAUUUAUAAAUCAAGAAAAGUGCUGAAAACGAAGCUUUCCUUACAGGAUCUCUGGUGGCUCUAACAGGGAACCUGGUCACAAGCUGUGACACCUGUAACAUGCAUUUAGGUCUACGCUGCUGUGACAAAAAUAUUUCUUUUUGCAGAACAUCAAGCUGUCAUCAAUUAAGGUGGAUACUCGUUACACAACCACACAGCAGGUAGUGAAACUAAUUGGCAGCCACACAAUCAGCAAAGUGACAGUGAAAAUUGGUGACUUGAAACGCACAAAGAUGGUGCGCACCAUCAAUCUGUAUUACAACAAUCGCACAGUGCAAGCCAUCGUAGAGCUCAAAAACAAGUAAGUACACUGCAAUGUUAGCUGAACUCAAAGGAAACCUUGUUGGAGAUCAUUUUUUCACAAACCUUUUCUCCCCUUCAGACCAGCUCGCUGGCACAAAGCCAAGAAGGUUCAGCUAACACCUGGACAAACUGAGGUGAAGAUCGACCUUCCACUUCCCAUCAUCGCUUCAAACUUAAUGAUUGAGUUUGCAGAUUUCUAUGAGAACUACCAGGCUUCCUCUGAGACGUUACAAUGCCCGCGAUGCAGCGCCUCUGUACCUGCCAACCCUGGAGUGUGUGGAAACUGUGGGGAAAAUGUGUACCAGUGUCACAAAUGCCGGUCCGUAUAUCCCAUGGGCCUCAAACCUCUGCUAAAUAAGUCACUUGUCUGGCUGGUGAUGUGGGCUUGUGAGGUCUAGUGCUAAGCUGUUUGUUGUGUCUAUCUGCUCUUUGUGAAACAUGCUUUCACAUGGGCCCAACCAAGAGUCCAUGUGAUGUUAUAGUUUUUCUGUAGGCCCAAGCACUGCACUGAUCAACCAAUGGCAUUGUUACCAUACAACCAUGGCUGCUUAAAACUUGUACCCUCAGCUCUCUCCCCCUUUCCCCCCCUUUGUAGAGCCUAGGCUCAGGAACCAAAUGUACAUUUAUUAAACACCUGGUUCCAAUAAUAUUUGGGACAUUUCCAUACUAUGUGUAAAAUCAUGUUCUGUUUUCAUUUUUUUUAGAUCCAUUAACUAUGAUGAGAAGGAUCCUUUCCUGUGUAAUGCUUGUGGGUUCUGUAAGUACGCCCGCUUCGAUUUCAUGUUGUACGCAAGACCUUGCUGCGCAGUGGAUCCCAUUGAGAAUGAAGAGGAUCGCAAGAAAGUGAGUUUAUUCUCUCUGGACAGGAAUUUUAAUACUAUAACUAUGUCACUCGAACUUAAAACAAACUUAAACAAUUCUCCUGUCUGCAGGCCGUCAGCAACAUUAACACCUUACUGGACAAAGCGGAUCGUGUAUAUCACCAGCUGAUGGGCCACCGGCCGCAGCUGGAGAGCCUGCUUUGCAAAGUGAAUGAGGCUGCCCCCGAGAAGCCCCAGGUAACUAGCCCCUAAACUAUUUAGUUUUUUCAGGUUGUUAUACGUUUACCGGCAGUAUUAAUUUUUCAUCUAGCUGUGCUUUACAUUGCAGGAUGAGUCUGCCAAUGCGGGAGGAAUCAGCUCCACGUCGGCCAGCGUCAACCGGUAUAUCCUGCAGCUAGCACAGGAAUACUGUGGGGACUGCAAGAACUCGUUUGAUGAGCUCUCCAAGAUCAUACAGGUAAUCUUGCACAGAACCCAUGAUUCUGGUCACAAGACUUCUUGGUGCUGAAAUAUGUUGAUAUUCACUGACUUUUUAUAGAAAUCAGUCAGUUUGCAGGCAUGUUGAGUAGGUAAUGACCACUAGUUACCCAGAUCACUUCAUCUCGAUGUAGUUCCUGUAGUUUUGACCCUGCAGUGAGUGAGUUUUUAGGGGGGAGUUUAUUUUGUUUUGUAGCAGCACUUUAAAAAGGAGCUGAAUCUAAAAGUGAAAAUCUAAAUAUGGACUAGGACACUAUAGCAAUAGGAAUACAUGGGAUCUUUUAGUGGCUCUGUUUUACAUGUUCUGAUCUUACAUUUAUUCUGUUGCAGAGUCAAGUGCAUUCAUAUCUGACUAACUCUCGUUUGGUUCAUACAGUAAAUGAAUCCUCUGCUAGUUUCUUAUACUGUAUUUAGGUGAAUUUUAAUAAUAAUUUUGCAUUUAUAGAGCAUGGAAAGAAGACCUUCUGUAUGAAUUUGUGGUGUUUGUUCUCCCGUCACAUUAUCUGUCUUUUUAAAUCUCAGAAAGUCUUUGCCUCUCGUAAGGAGCUCCUGGAAUAUGAUCUCCAACAAAGGGAAGCAGCAACCAAAUCCUCUCGUACCACCAUUCAGCCCACCUUCACCGCCAGCCAGUACCGUGCCUUGUCCGUUCUCGGAUGUGGUCACACCUCCUCCACCAAGUGCUAUGGGUGUGCGUCCGCUGUGACCGAGCACUGCAUUACACUGCUGCGUGCACUGGCUACCAAUAGUACGAUCAGACACAUUCUGGUAUCACAAGGGCUAAUUCGCGAACUAUUUGAUUAUAAUCUGCGAAGAGGGCCUGCAGCCAUGCGUGAUGAAGUGAGGCAGGUCAUGUGCCUUCUUACCAGGUGUGGAAAACUUCCUAUUAAUAUCUUGGAAAGGGGGCAAUUAAAGCGGUUUGUUUUUAUAACAUUUUUUGUUACUUUGUUUUUAUCAGGGACAAUCCUGAAGCCACGUUGCAAAUGAAUGAAUUGAUUAUAGGAAAGGUGUCAACUGCUCUAAAAGGUCACUGGGCAAACCCUGAUUUGGUAAGAAUGUAGCCUCCUGUCCAUGGGAUGUGAACCGUUUCCAGCUUUGUAAUGCUCACCUAAGUCUUUGUUUCUCUUGUCUUGCAGGCCAGCAGCCUCCAGUAUGAGAUGUUGCUGCUCACAGAUUCCAUCGCCAAAGAAGAUAUCUGCUGGGAACUGCGUCUGAGAUGUGGUACGUUUAGUAAUUACUUCCAGAAUUCUAAAGUUUAUUCUAGACACUGCUGGUUUAGCAAUUAAACCUUAAAAAUAACAAGUAUUUUAUGCAAUAUGUUUUCUACAAGCAACUAAUAUUUUAUGGCAUCCAUGCUAGAAUUGAGAUUAUGCCGUCUGAGCGCAGCAUAUUUAUGUCCAGCUCACAACAUAUUUACCAGCAGCACUUAUGUAAUGAGAGGCCUGAAUUUUUAAUGCAAAUUCAUACAGAAACUCUGUAUUCCCCUACAAAAUCUCUAUCAUUUCACCUUUCUUUUCCCAUUUCCACCUCCACUUUCUCCCAGUAUGGGUCCCAUAGAAGUUUAAGCAGUGAAAGGGUCUGCUUUAUUUGUUGACUAGCUGCAUGUGGUCACCCAUGUUUGUAGAACAUAAUCUUUUUGCCGAGUUACUCCCAGGUCCUGAUUUUAUUGUACCAGUUAUGGUGGUUUCCUGUGUUUUCAGCUCUUAGUCUUUUCCUGAUGGCCGUGAACAUUAAAACCCCUGUCGUCGUGGAAAACAUCACUCUCAUGUGUUUGCGAAUUCUACAAAAGCUAAUCAAGCCACCUUCCCCGACCAGCAAAAAAAACAAGGUAAUAUCCUGGCUUCUCAAUGCGUAGCAUGACCUCCCAUCAUACACUGUGCAGCUUGUCCUUGGCAAAUUCUUAUUGGAUAACACAACCAUCUGAUUGAUACAAUUUACUACAAGUAACACCACAAUCUGUUUUGGUUUGUUCAGGAAGUGCCAAAUGAAGCCCUCACUACAGUUAAACCGUACAGUAAUGAGAUUCAUGCCCAGGCCCAACUUUGGCUCAAGAGAGAUCCCAAGGCCUCCUAUGAAGCCUGGAAGAAGUGCCUCCCUGCCCGUGGUGAGCUCCAGUACCUUUUGUAAAUGAAAGUCAGUAUGACAAUAUUCAUGUGAUUGCUACAGGAAAUCUGUAUGAAGGAAGAAAUUUCUGAGGGGGCCAAUGGGCUUCUUAAACAUCCAUUUAUUUCUAUAACUUAGUAAUAGGACCGAGACCAGUUACUUGUUAACGUAUGAGAUUGUAUUAGGGGUACUUGGGUGGAAAGAAAUGGUUAACAAAUGGAAUGGUUAGUCCCAUUCCAAAACUUCACGUUUACCAAGUUUUUCUUAGAAUAAAAUGUUUGUUAUGGUGAACUUUAGGGAAAACUCUGUAAUGUACAUUUUAUAGGUGUGAUCCAGAAAAGGUUUAGUCUUCACAUGUCUCCUCUUGCUUUCCAAUGUCAGCCAUAGAUGGCAGCGGGAAGACCCCCAGCAAAGCAGAACUGAGGCAGAUGUUCUUGCAGGAGAAAUAUGUUUGGAAGUGGAAACAGUUUAUGAGCAGAAAGGGGAAGAGAACGUGUCCCCUCGAUCUAAAAUUAGGGCACAAUAACUGGCUUAGACAGGUAAGAAAUUCCUUCUUUGUGUCUUCAUUUCAGCUUUCUGAAAUUCUGGAACAAAUGUCUUAUUUCUCUCUUUCCAGGUGUUGUUCACUCCGGCCACCCAAGCGGCACGGCAGGCUGCAUGCACUAUUGUUGAGGCUUUGGCCACAAUUCCAAGCCGCAGACAGCAGGUCCUGGACCUUCUCACCAGGUGCGUUACUUGCUGUGAGUUGCACAUUUACUGUGAACCAGAAUUUAUAAUCCUGUAGUGAACACAUGUUCGGUACAGUUUCUUUAUCUAGUCCUUGACUCUUCUCUUACAGUUACUUGGAUGAACUGAGUGUUGCUGGGGAAUGUGCAGCCGAAUAUCUUGCUCUAUAUCAGAAACUUAUCAAAGCAGCACAUUGGAAGGUUUACCUUGCUGCAAGGGGCGUUCUGCCGUAUGUUGGCAAUCUCAUUACUAAGGUAAUAUAACCUGAUGCCAGUUCCACGGCCUCUUCACAUGUCAUUGUGAGUGUUUAGAUCUGAUAUAAAAUUGGAAAUCAAAUUAUCUUUACAAAAGAACGGUUUUAUAGAUGGCACCAAACGUUUUUUGUUCAGUAUUUGAAAGUGAAUGUCGUGAGGGACUUACUUUAAGCAGUCAUACCUCAUUAGGUCAAUUUUUGCUUCAUGAAGUAUCAGCUUAAAAUGCACUUCUUGCUAGCACGAUAUUCAUGUUUUUAAAAAGAGCACAAGUUAUGUCCCAUGACAAAUGCACUUUUUGUUGAAGGCUGUGAAGUGUCAUUGGAAACCUGAGUGUGGCUAGAUUUACAGAAAUGUGAUUCCUACUGAUGCACUAAAUCUGAUUUUAGGAAAUUGCCCGUUUGCUGGCUCUGGAGGAGGCCACCCUCAGUACUGACUUGCAGCAAGGAUAUGCCUUGAAAAGUCUGACAGGUGAGACUAGCUUUGCUGCUGUACUAGGAGUUGGUAGAGUAACUGAGACCUGGUCUCGAUCUCACUCACAUCUCCUGUUCCUCAGGUCUCCUGUCCUCGUUUGUGGAGGUUGAAUCAAUCAAACGUCACUUCAAGAGCCGGCUGGUUGGCACUGUACUAAAUGGCUACCUCUGCCUGCGCAAGCUGGUGGUGCAGAGAACAAAACUGAUAGACGAGACCCAGGACAUGUUACUGGAGAUGUUGGAGGACAUGACUACAGGUAACAUAUCAGCAGGACAGCACACAAAACCGUAUCCCUGUCUUCAUUCACUUUCCCGAGAUUGCAGAGUAAUAUUCCUUUUACUUUAUAGGCUGGCUCUGCCAAAUUAAUUAAGUUUUCCCAACAAUUCACAGCAUUGCUCUAGUUAUUGUGUAGGUAAUGUCUUAAAAACAAUUGAUAAAAGUACUCAUUGUUGCUUACUGUCAGCGACUGCCUAUAGAUUACAGCAUCUGCAGUGAGUUUUCAGUGAACCAGAAUAUGGCUCCACAAAUCCAGAGGCCUUUAUUCCGUUCAGUGAUGUCUGAGCGUAUCCCAUAGACCCCUCCACAGCAGUGGUUUAUGAGAAAUGUUGGCAGGCUCUUAAGAUGGUCGGAAUUGAUGUUCAGGCCAUCAGCUUACAGAGAGCUCUGUUCAUAAUUUUGGAAUUAUGCCCGGUGAGCACAGAAUCCUUUAGUCACUUAUUAUCACAGUUACCAUGCAUUAACAGAGUCUGUCAGUGAGCUGUGGAAUACUGACAGGGGUGUACAUGUUAGGAUGGGCAGAGGGGAUGUUGGACAAAUGACUAAGGAACACAAAUGGGUUUAUUCACUAAACAAUGAAUUGAAAACAGAGGGGCAACAUUUAGGUCAAAAUAGCUGAUUUAUGGAGGGAACUAAAUCCACGGCUUACUGUAUAAACCCUACUGUAUUAUUAUUUAAAUAAAAUCAUUUAUAAUUAUUUAUGCUUCUUAAACGGGGUGAUAUGACAGUCUUUCACUAGGAGGCCUAACCGUGUAGGACUUACACAAAUAGUUUCCCUUCGUGACAAGGAAUUUUGCUGUACCUCUAAAUGGCAAUGACUGCUAAUGAUUAGGAAAAAUAGCUGCACAGAGUUCUAGCAGCCAAUCUAAACCUGGGCAGAUUACUGAUAGCUCUGCUGUAUGAACAUGCAAACACCUUUCUUUGUUCCAGAGACGGUUCUCCCAAAUGUGUGGGGUGUUUUCAAAGUGCCAAGAGAGAUGUGGGAGCAGUAAAAUGUUUCCCCAGGCUGGCGCAGAGACAGAACUUGGGCGUUGAGUUUAAUGUUUUGUGCUUGUUUCUCCUGUGCUGUGUCUGUUCCUGACGUGCCUGUUCUCUGUCUGCAGGCACAGAAUCCGAAACCAAGGCCUUCAUGGCAGUUUGUAUAGAGACAGCCAAGCGUUACAGCCUGGAUGAUUACAGGACACCUGUAUUCAUUUUUGAGAGACUCUGCAGCAUUAUAUACCCGGUGAGUGAGAAAAAUCCACGUUACAGGGUUUUUAUUUAGAUCUUUACACACUUUCAUUUACCCUUUAAUCUGACUUGAUGACCUGUGUGUGAUGUCAAGGGAUGCGGUUUCUCCCUCCUUUCCUUGCUCCAGAAAAUGUUUCAAUGCUAUUUACUACAGUGUGAGUAGACCCCAACGAAACAUUCAAACUUUUUUAUUUUUCAUUAUCAUCAUUUGUUUAUUGUAACGUUGAUUCCUGCAUUCUAUUAAUUCUCCAGUUAUCUCCUUGCCUAUUUUAAUGCCUGCAUUAGCCUUUGUUGCCAGCUUAACACAUGUUUAGAACUCACCCUGUAUCGCUCGCCAUCUCACACUCUUUCCAGGAGGAAAAUGAAGUCACUGAGUUCUUUGUUACUCUCGAGAAAGACCCACAACAGGAAGACUUUCUACAAGGACGAAUGCCAGGAAAUCCAUACAGCAGCAACGAGCCUGGGAUUGGCCCAUUAAUGCGGGAUAUAAAGAAUAAGAUCUGCCAGGAUUGCGACCUGGUAGCCUUGUUAGAGGAUGAUAGUGGGAUGGAGGUGAGUGCAAUAACACAAGCUUAAUUCACUUGGAUUUGUUUUUCUUUGAUCAUUAUUUAAAGAUUUUAUUUUUUUAUUAGGGUUCUUAAGAAGGGCACACGGUGUGCUCAUCAUGUUUACCAUCAGAUUGGCAGCCGAAAUGUUUUUUGUUUGUUUUUCUUCUCUCUGCUAGUUGAGCACUGUGCUGCAACGUAAUUACUGUUUUAUUAUCCAAUGCUGCACAUUUAAAUUAAUACAUUUCCUGCUAUCCUUAUUCUCGCAGCUCUUGGUGAACAAUAAGAUUAUCCACUUGGACUUACCUGUGGCUGAAGUCUACAAGAAGGUGUGGUGUCCAACCAACGAGGUAUGAUUUUCCUCUUUGAUUUAAUAUGUCUGCCUUCCUUGUGCAGACAUAAGGCUUAAGAUUCUUCAACUCAGAUGCAUGUCACAAUCAGACCCAGUGCACACAGAGCAAUGCAUCAUGCAGUGGAGUCAGAAGGGCAAAGAAGAGUCCACAUUUCCAUGACUGAGAUGUUGCUGGGAGGGUUUGGGGCGCUGUAGCCCUGGAUCUCUACAAUUGUUGUAGGAGGAUAUUGGUAACAUCCCUGCCUCCUCAUGUCUGCCCACCUUUUUAGUUAUCACUCUCCUAAUGAUGGAUGCUGAAUGUGUGCUCUGUGGAACACGGUGCCUAGAUUAAAUACAAUACCUAAUAUUAAAACAAACCCUAACUAUUCACAAAAUGCAGUGUUACAUCAUUGUCGCAAAUUAACAGUUGUUACAUACUUGGAGCAAUAAGUAUAUUUACAUAGCGGUGGAGCUCUGAUUCCUAAUUGGUUAUUAUUGCUAACUUGCCAUAAUAAAUAUUCAUAUGACUUGAUUCUGCCAUAUUAAGAAUAGCAAGUUGUUGUUGUUGUUGGUUUUUUUUUGUUUUGUUUUUUACUAUUGUUAGCGGUGGCAGGAUGCCCCCACAUCAAAUUACAAGCACGCCUGUGGGGUGACUGUUUCUCCCUUGUUUGAACACUAGAGGGCAGCAGGACAUUGCACUGAGCUGCGUGCUAGUCUUGUGAAAAAAAAAAAAAUGUUUUCAGCCGGUUUGUCUGAAUUAUUAUUAAUGUAGCGCUGUACAAUGGACGGACUAACAGACAUGUAAUUGUAACCAGACAAUUGGACGCACAGAAACAGAGUGGCUAAGGGCCCUGCUUAAUGUGCUUACAUGCUAGAGGAUCAAAUUCUUUUUAACCCACACCAGAACAAAUCGAUUUGUCCGGGAUUUACACGUGGAGUCCUAUUCAAUGAAGAUUCCACAGGUGAAUUCUGUCCGAAUCUAUUCGUUCAGGUGUGGUUUAAAAGGAAUUUGAAUCUGUCUGAAACAUAUUUUUACACUGGUCGAUCACUCACGUUGGUUUCUAACUUGAUCUAGUACAGAGAACAAACUGAAAUGUUAAGACCUCAGCACAAUGCUUAACGUAAAUUUGUAUUUUAAACUUUUCUGGGAUCUAUUUAGAAAACCCCAAAUUUAAACUAAAAUAGCUGAUUUUUCAGAAAUUCGCAAACUCUGCUAUCGCUAGAGAUUUACUAUUCAGAUUAAAUUGAUAUUUACUGAAUUGAUCCUUGUGUGUGUUGCAUAUGUCCAUGUGACUAUUUUUUUCCAAUGAUCUGUUUUAAUUACUGUGGUAAGUUUGUGCAUGCUUAUCAAUUUGUGGCACGUGGAAUGUUAUCCAUAACUAGAACGCAAAUUAAUAUUAUCUUAAUGAGUACUAAUCUUGUGAGGUUUAACUCACAUGUUUUAAUGUGUAUAUCAGGGAGAACCCAUGAGAAUUAUUUACCGAAUGCGCGGACUUCUUGGUGACGCCACAGAGGAAUUCAUCGAGUCUCUGGAUUCAACCACAGGUAACAAAAUGGACCCCAACUACAGACACCUUUUCAUUACAAGAUUUUCAUUUUCCAAGUUUUUCAGUUGCUGUCAAAGAAAAUUAGUAGAAAAUAGCAUUUAUUUUUUCUCCUCUAAAUGAUUUAUUUUGUAUUUACUUGUAUUCUCUGGUAGAUGAAGAAGAAGAUCAAGAGGAAGUGUACAGGAUGGCAGGGGUAAUGGCGCAGUGCGGGGGUCUGGAGUGUAUGUUGAAUCGUCUGACAGGCAUUAAGGAUUUCAAACAGGGCCGCCACCUUCUCACGGUAAGUUUCACUGAAAAAUAAAACCACUACGUAGGGCACGGCAUUGUAAUCUGUACAUAACCUAGCAAAAUCAUAGCUGGAAAGAUAUUCUUAAAUAUAUUUUUCAAUAAGUAUAUAUUUUGAAUGCUUUUAGCACUAUGUGGUAAAGACUAAAAAUAUGGCAUUCAUGUCUGUCUCCUCCAAAAAACUGGUGGGGUUCCCUUAAUGUGUAUUUUUCUUUUCUCAUCUUGCAUUUAGAUUAAGAAUAUCUUCUAAUCUAUAUAUUUGUUUUGGUGUAUAAGUAAUCUGUACAGUGCACUGACAAAAUACAGCAGACUUCACGUUUUGUCAUUUGCUGAAGAUUUGAAGUAAACCUAGAUCCGUUGUGUGGAGAAAUGUUAGUUGUUGCUUAAUUAACAAUUACGUUUGGCUUCCAUCUUGUAUUGGGCUGAAAUUGUUGUCCUGGUCUUCCAAGAGGAUAUUUUAAAAACAUAACUUAUGCAAAGACCUCUAUUAAGCCAAGAUUUAUAUUAACACUCAGUGACCUGAAAUGUUCAUAGUAAGCGCCUUAUUUUUGCAUGAUUUGACAGCUGUCAGUAUGUUUGAUAAGAACCAGAGGUUCCUCCAGUUUUUGUUUACAGCGUUCCCUUUUAUUUCAGGUCCUCCUUAAACUGUUCAGUUACUGUGUGAAAGUGAAGGUGAAUCGGCAGCAGUUGGUGAAACCAGAAAUGAAUACUCUGAAUGUCAUGCUGGGGACGUUAAACUUGGUGAGACAUUUUCUGCCGGCUGCUGGUAUUGUGAACACCCCUCUGGCACAGGCUAAUGCUUUGUUUUCCUCUGCAGGCCUUGGUGGCGGAGCAGGAAAGUAAAGACAGCGGUGGUGCUGCUGUUGCUGAGCAAGUUUUGAGCAUCAUGGAGAUUAUUCUAGACGAGUCAAAUGCAGAGCCACUGAGUGAAGACAAGGUGAGUCUCAUCAUAAAUGUUGUGAGUGGAGUGAACAAGGCUGGGAGUUGUAGUUAACUAAGAGAGAUCACAUAAUCUGAGUUGCAGUUCUGUACGGGGCCAACUGCUUCUAGACUUGUGAGUAGUUUUUCUAAAUCCUGUCAAAUGAAAUGGAGUGUUCAGUUGUCCUUACACCUUAAAACGUGUGUAUAUUCUCACAUUUUUCUGAUUUGAGCUUUGACUCAGUGACCUAGUUUAGUCCUGCAUUGAAUAGCCUCAUUGAAGUAAAACAGGUGUAUGCGGUCAGAAAUUGUGAGCUCUUGUGCCGUAGAGGGAGGAUGUAGUAAAUGUAACCGCUAGAUGCAUUAAGCUUGUGAACUGUAGCUAAUCCAACUUUACACAUCCUCACAUUAAUCUUUGUUUAUACCCUCAGGGUAAUCUGUUACUCACAGGGGACAAAGACCAGCUGGUAAUGCUACUCGAUCAAAUUAACAGCACAUUCGUCCGUUCCAAUUCAAGUGUUCUACAGGGCCUUCUGCGCAUUAUCCCAUAUCUAUCGUUUGGUGAGAUGGAAAAGAUGCAAAUCCUUGUGGAACGCUUUAAACCAUACUGCACGUUCGAUAAGUAAGUUCCAUUCUUGUUUACAGAAACACUCCAAGCACAAAAACCAAUACAGCACACUGUAGGCUUAAUGGUACCAGAUGCACCCUGGAAUGCCCCCCUCCUGGUACGUAGUCAAACGGUUUGCUAAUUUUUUGACAACUUACAUGCAUGAGGUGCAACAGUGGCCUCCUUCAUUAAGAGCCAGAAUUUCAACCACAGAGCUUCCAUUAGCUUUCCUGAGCUAAACCCUCACUGGCUGAGAGUUUCAACUGAUUUCUCUCAGCCAAGGUGCUAGCUUAGAGCAGAGUGCUUUCAGUUUACAAUGGAGCUGGUGACCAACACCCAGCAUACCCCAGGUAAGUUGUUAAACUGUUAACAAAUUGUUUGACCGGGAGAGGGGGUUGGGGUGGGGCGACACAAGAGGUCACUCCUGGCGUCAGAACAAGUGCAAUGUCCAGUUGUGGCUAUAGUACUUAGUGUUCUCUUAAUUGUACUAAAUUCAUGUCCUCCUUUUUUGUUGCAGCGUGAUCAAGCUGUUCUACAUAGACCUUUGUAAUUCCUAACUAAACAGGCAUUGGCAAGACGUUAGAACAAAUAAACUGCCAUAUUGAAGUGAGCAUGAUUUUUGUUCCUACAGGUAUGACGACGAGCACAGUGCGGAUGACAAAGUGUUCCUGGAUUGUUUCUGUAAAAUUGCUGCUGGCAUCAAGAAUAACAGCAAUGGGCAUCAGCUUAAGGAUCUCAUCCUUCAGAAAGGGAUUACCCAGAAUGCCCUGGAUUACAUGAAAAAACACAUCCCAUGCGCCAAAAAGUAAGAUUCUGUCAACAGGAGCUUUCGGUACUUGUUUUACCUUGUCAUUUCCAAAUCUUUGCUUGGCAGCUGCUGGAAGGUUUAGCAUUUUAAUGUUUAGGGACAUAGCUGGGCUUUUUAUCAACAUAACUGCUGAUGCCUCUUGUUUACCAUAACCUGCUCACAGCGUUUCUCAGUCAUGCAGAAACUGGCGUGUCGACGGAGCUGCUAGACCUGUUGGGAAUGGUCUUAGAAUAAAGCCUUUAACCUUUUCUGUUUUCAGUAACUGCAUUCAGGAUAGUGAAUUAAUUCUGUAAUCAUCCAGAAUUGUUUCACUUAAUACAAAUGAUUGUGUGUACCUGAAAUGCCUAAAGGCUGGCCGAAGAUCAUGGAAGCUUCAUGUCCCGCAAGUUAGAUAUCAUUGCCCCAAGUCAUUAGCUGAAACCAAUAUGUGUUCUUACAGUAUAUUGGAAUUGGAUACAUGCGGCAGCGCACUCGGGGUGAUGACAUUGUCCUGGUAAGGGAUUUGCUAUGGAGUUAAAUGCAAGCACACAAGAUCCCAAACUCCCACUACUCUUGGCUGCCGCAAUGCCUGCAAUAUACAUCAGCCCAAAAACAUAGAACAAGACCAAAAAGUGGAGAUAGAUGUUUUAUACUUGCCUCUGCACUCCUCACCACAGUAAGAGCUUCAAUAGUGGUCACUGGGCUGUGGGAGUAAGGAACUCUCACUGUCAGAGAUGUCUCUGUAGCUUUUGAAUCAUGCUGUGUGCAUGUAGUCAGUCUCAGCCAAAGUAAAUUCACCCUUGCUGAGCUGAGAGAAUUGCUUGUCCCUGACUCUGUAAGUCUAAAGUGCUAUGUUCAAGCAAAGUGUAAGAACACGGAAAGCAUUUAUAUUUCCAUUUAGCUCUCAUUGAUGUUUAAAGUUCCUUUUCCAGCAGGACACUUGUACUUUAUCUCUGGGAGCAGCUGGCAAUGUGUCUGGGCUAUUGAUUCUCUGGGUACAGCAAGGUGCCUGAUUAGGUGCAGGGAAGGGCAUUGUGUAGGCCACGUGUUUGCCAAGUGGAAGGCAGCACAUCAUGUCUCUUAAUAUGUUCCUUUCCCUUGAAGCCUCGAUGCUGACAUUUGGAAGAAGUUUCUGUCCAGACCUGCUUUACCCUUCAUACUGAGGCUGCUACGAGGGUUGGCCACACAGCACCCUCCCACGCAGGUGAGUGACUCUAUACAUACAGCUCAGUUCGCUCUUGUAUUUUAAAUAAAAGGAUUUAUGAGGGACCAGUCCUCUACCCAUAGAAAGCCUCUGUUUCCAAAACCACGAGAAUAGUGUAAUCUGGAUUGUGCUAGAGCUUUCCUGCCAUAAGUUCCAUGUGCUGUAGGGAAAUACAGGAGUAACAAUGACCUAUAAUAUGCAUUCUCCUCAUGCUAUCGGAGGGAGGGAAGAGAUCCCAAGGAAGAGCUGUGACUAGUUUAAACUGUCUGCUUAUCAGAUCUGUUAUCUGCUGGGCAGCACUUGUUGUUCAGGCUAAAUAAAUUACUAAUUGACAUUACUAUAUUGUAUCCCUUAUUUAAAAUCACAAAGAUUAUCUAUUUUUUAUUUUUUUUUACAUUUUAUUUACUAUUGUAUCUACAAACGUUAUUUUAUCGCUAGGAGUGGAUGCCUCCUUUGUGUGUCAUUCAGCCGCAUGCCAUGCUUUGACUAAUGAGAUUUAUUUCUUAACACUGUGGUCAUCCUUAGGAUUUGUGGUUAGAUGGGUUCAUUUGAAGAGGAAGUUAACAUCUUUUGUUUGAUUUUCAGGCCUUGAUUGGUACAGACUCCAUAACAAACUUGCACAAGCUUGAGCAGGUGUCAAGCGACGAGGGCAUCGGGACCUUGGCAGAGAAUCUUCUGGAGGCUUUGAGAGAACAUCCUGAUGUUAAUAAAAAGAUAGACGCAGCAAGGAAAGAAACUCGGGCGGAAAAGAAACGUAUGGCCAUGGCAAUGAGGCAGAAAGCGCUGGGCACUCUGGGCAUGACUGUAAGUUAAAGCACAAAAGUAGUGUGUUAAAGCACUGACCACCCUUGGCGCAACUACAUGAAAACACAGUAUGGCCCCCUGUUUGCAACUGUAAAUUAUACAUGCUAGUGCCAAGGUGACAAGUCUGUUUCAAACAGAGCUGAAACCAUACUGAUAUCAUAGUAAAUGUAGUUAUUUAUGGAAACCAUUUAUUAUCAGUUCACAGUAACUGAGCUUUAAAAAUCAAGGACAAAAUAAAACCUCCAAACUAACACAUCACGCAUUCAUUUCUAGAACGUUGUUCAUGGUCAGCCCUUUAUUUUCCAGGAAUAGAAAUUCUUGAUUCAUAUAUUUAGGGCACAAAUAUAUCAUGACUUAUGUGAAUGGUAUUUAUUACGGUAUCACUGCCUUGCAUGUCGUUAACUGGUGAAAGCAGAAUCUUGCCAUUUUUUAUAAACAGCGUUUUACAUUUUGAUUUAUCCCCAGACCAACGAAAAGGGACAGGUGGUGACAAAGACGGCCCUUCUAAAGCAGAUGGAGGAGCUCAUCGAGGAACCUGGCCUCACCUGCUGCAUCUGUAGAGAGGGGUACAAGUUUCAGGUACGUCCUUGUUGGAUCUAUUUCUUCUUCGAUUGUAGAGACUUUUGUUAUUUCUCUGCAAAAUGUUGGUGUUACUGGACUUUCAAGCUGAAUUGACUAGGUCUCUCUUCCCCUUGUAAUUUUGUAGCUGUUUAUUGUACCUGUUAGUUUAUGUUUUGUGUUUGUACGUCCUUGGUCAAUAGAUUUUGCAAGUUCUAACGCUUGUUUUAUAGCCCACUAAAGUGCUCGGUAUUUACACUUACACCAAACGUGUGCCCCUGGAGGAGUCUGAAAACAAGCCUCGAAAGCAGCAUGGGUACAGCACCGUAUCUCACUUUAACAUCGUACACUAUGAUUGCCAUCUGGCAGCUGUCAGGUAUUAACCACAUUUUCGAUUACUCUUUAAAAGUUAACCAAGAAAUAGGUCCUAUAAUCAACUUACAUACUGUGUGUAACUGCCACAGGCCUUGGUUAUACACGGUCUCUUUGCUAUAGCUGAGUGCAGGGUAAAACCUCUGUCUUCAAGUUUAGUUAGUUGCUUGUAAAUUCCUGUUUUAGACUUUUUGUUUUUGUUUUCCAGGCUUGCCCGGGGGCGGGAAGAGUGGGAGAGCGCUGCCCUUCAAAAUGCCAACACAAGGUGUAACGGAUUGCUUCCGGUCUGGGGACCCCAUGUGCCUGAAUCUGCAUUCGCAACCUGCUUGGCUCGGUAAUUUGAAAUACAGCAAUGAACCAUUCUCCUGCACUCCAAGUCUGGGAUGUCUCUGAUAAUGUCAGGAUAAAUAAUGAAUUACUGUGGCUCUUUGCACCUUUCUUAUAUUUAGCACCAUUCUAUGAACUGCACCAGCAGUAUUAAAAUAGUGAUUUUUUUUUUGUGUGUAACUGCUUAGUUAUAAUUUCCCAUAAAGCUUGGAAGCCACAGGUAUAUGGCAAACCAUGAAUCUGGUCCCCUGUCUCAUUAAGCUUCUCACAUGGUUUCUUUCCAGGCAUAAUACCUACCUGCAAGAAUGUACUGGCCAGAGGGAGCCCACCUACCAACUUAACAUCCAUGACCUGAAGUUGCUCUUCUUGCGAUUCGCUAUGGAGCAAUCUUUUAGUGCGGACAGUGGUGGGGGAGGACGGGAGAGCAACAUUCACCUCAUUCCCUACAUGAUUCACACCGUGCUUUAUGUCAUCAACACGUAAGUUUCUCACAGGGCUCUCACAUGACACGUAUCGGCACUAGUGCUGCUGACCAAAACCUUCUGGAUCACCAUUUACACCCAACACUUCAUGUACUGUUUGUGACUAUUUAUUAGGAAGGACCCAGCCCAUACAUUUGUUUAACCCUUCUUCACAUCGGUGAUCACUUCGCUUUGUUUUAUAUAUUGAAAAUAAUUUACCUGAGAAUUGCAAAUUUAAACCAAAAGAACAGAAUUGAAAAUAUCAGCUCUGUCUCCAGGUCAGCCAUUUUGCAUUGAAUCUGUGAUUCCGUGGGGACUUCCUAACAGCUCUCAUUUUACCAGUAUAUUCUGAUUAAUGCAGCGGGGAGACGCCAAAAAAAAAAAAAUAGAAGCUUUUGUCCCCUGAAGCAAGGAGACAAGUUUUUAGUCCUAGUGAUUGAAGAACGUAUGUUGUCAGUGGCCAACUAAAACUUUUUAUGUCUCCUCCCACUACAAUGAAAAAAGCGAGUACUGGCAAGCAGUGUCUCCGUAUCCGCUGAAAUUCUUUUUAGUUUAUUUAGGGCUGUGCUGAGCAAAGCAAGGCUUUUUUCCACUCCCUGUGAUUUGUUCGCUGUCUGACGAUUAUCAGAUUGUUGUGUCUUAUUUGUUCUCCUUAAGCAAAAAAAGGAUUUAAUGAAACUGUCCAGGGUGGGAAAGACAGGAGAUUGAUGUUUAUGAGAUGAAAGAAAUCUGUGUGAGAAAGGGAACGUAUGUAAACAAAUUCCUGGCCCCACGCAAGCAAGUUCCGACAGUAUGUUCUAGAUUAAAGCACCUUGUACAAGCUCCCGGCAGCAAGUUUACACGGUCUCUGCUCAUAUUGACAACUUAGUCUAGAUUAAAGAACCUCAUCCAGGCUGAGAGUUAACCCUUCAGUGGUCACAUCGUGUUCUAGAUGAAAGACACACCUCAUAGAAGUUCUAGGCAGCAAAUGAAGUCAUUGUUUGCGCUCAUUGUCAGUGUAUUAACGCACCUUGUACAAACCCAUUCUCUAUUCAUGUUCAGAGUAAAGAGUUCAUGUUCUAGACUAGAGUAAAGUAUCUAGUACCGGAUCUUGCGCUGGCUGAGAACCCAUUUUCUGUUCACAGGGUGUUCUGGAAUAAAAUACCUCGUACAAGUUCCAUGCUGCAAGUUAACCAAUUCUGUGUUCAUAACGAUAGCUCUUUGUCCAAGUUAACACAUUCUCUGCUGACAGUGUGUUGUAACAGUGCAAUGAGACCCCCAAUAUAUAAUACUAGGAAGAAACAUAGAAACAUAGAAUGUGACAGCAGAUAAGAACCAUUCGGCCCAUCUAGUCUGCCCAAUUUUCUAAAUACUUUCAUUAGUCCCUAGUCUUAUCUUAUAGUUAGGAUAGCCUUAUGCCUAUCCCACGCAUGCUUAAACUCCUUUACUGUGUUAACCUCUACCACUUCAGCUGGAAGGCUAUUCCAUGCAUCCACUACCCUCUCAGUAAAGUAAUACUUCCUGAUAUUAUUUUUAAACCUUUGUCCCUCUAAUUUAAGACUAUGUCCUCUUGUUGUUGUAGUUUUUCUUCUUUUAAAUAUAGUCUCCUCCUUUACUGUGUUGAUUCCCUUUAUAUAUUUAAAUGUUUCUAUCAUAUCCCCCCUGUCUCGUCUUUCCUCCAAGCUAUACAUGUUAAGAUCCUUUAACCUUUCCUGGUAAGUUUUAUCCCGCAAUCCAUGAACCAGUUUAGUAGCCCUUCUCUGAACCCUCUCUAAGGUAUCAAUAUCCUUCAGAAGAUACGGUCUCCAGUACUGCGUACAAUACUGCAAGUGAGGUCUCACCAGUGUUCUGUACAAUGGCAUGAGCACUUCCCUCUUUCUACUGCUAAUACUUCUCCCUAUACAACCAAGCAUUCUGCUAGCAUUUCCUGCUGCUCUAUUACAUUGUCUGCCUACCUUUAAGUCAUCAGAAACAAUCACCCCUAAAUCCCUUUCCUCAUAUGUUGAGGUUAGGACUCUAUCAAAUAUUCUGUACUCUGCCCUUGGGUUUUUACGUCCAAGAUGCAUUAUCUUGCACUUAUCCACAUUAAAUGUCAGUUGCCACAAUUCUGACCAUUUUUCUAGUUUACCUAAAUCAUCAUUUGGCUUAUCCCUCCUGGAACAUCAACCCUGUUACAUAUCUUAGUAUCACCAGCAAAAAGACAUACCUUACCAUCAAGACCUUCUGCAAUAUCACUAAUAAAAAUAUUAAAGAGAAUGGGUCCAAGUACAGAUACCUGAGGUACCCCAUUGGUGACAAGUCCAAGCUUCGAAUAUAUUCCAUUAACUACAACCCUCUGUUGCCUGUCACUCAGCCACUGCCUUACCCAUUCAACAAUAUUGGAAUCCAAACUUAAAGAUUGCAGUUUAUUGAAAAGCCUUCUAUGUGCAACAGUGUCAAAAGCCUUACUGAAAUCUAGGUAAGCAAUGUCUACUGCACCACCCUGAUCUAUAAUUUUAGUUACCCAAUCAAAAAAAUCAAUAAGAUUAGUUUGGCAUGAUCUCCCUGAAGUAAACCCAUGUUGUUUCUGAUCUUGAAAUCCAUGUGUUUUUAGAUGUUCAUCAAUCCUUUAACAUGGUUUCCAUCACUUUCCCCACUACUGAAGUAAGGCUUACUGGCCUAUAGUUGCCCGACUCCUCCCUUGUAAAUGAGUCUAAUGAAGAUCUUUUACAAAAAUUCUUUUAAACUUAAGAAAAAAAAUUUGAAGGAAAACUGUAGAAGGCGUUUUACUUUGGGUUUAUGAAUGAAGAGGAACUCUGGGACAAGUUAUAAAAGUGGAGGAGUUCCCAUGGUAACCAUUUCAUAUCAUUGCCCAUAAACAAGUGUAAUUAAGCUCCAGUUUUCUUUGGUUGACACUAUUAGAAAUUCACGUUAGUUUCCUUUUCUAUUACAGAACUCGUGCUAUAUCCCGCGAGGAAAAAAAUGUUCAAGGUUUCUUGGAGCAUCCCAAAGAGAAAUGGCUGGAGAGUGCUUUUGAGGUGGAUGGACCUCACUAUUACACUGUUCUUGCCCUUCAUCUCCUACCAGCUGAAAGGUGGAAAGUCAUUCGAAUUGAUGUCCUCCGGAGAUUGCUUGUAGUCAGUCAUGUGCGUGCAGUGUCACCUGGCGGAGCAAACAGGUACUGGGGUUACUGCUGUGCUAAAUCAAUGUGUAAAUAGAGACUGUAGAACCUCAACCCAGGUAUAGUCAUGUUGCUUACUUGAUACUAUUAAAUAUCUGGACACUUUAAUAUGUAGCAAAUAUAAUUUCAUAUGUGAAUUGAUCUGUAGGCAGUGUUAAGUAGACUUGUAAAUAUUCCUGAUUUAAGCGUACAGGAGUUUAAUUCUCCUUCUGUUACAUCAGCAGAGAGGUAAAAGUUGCAGAUGGGUCUUUAACUCUGGGAGCAAAUGAUUUCUCCUACAAUGCAUUACUUUAGGCCUCAUGCUAAGCAUUACUGGAUGCUGCCCAGUAUUCACUCACAGGUUGAUGGUCCCAAUAAAUACAUGCAAUGCGUCCUUUUCAAACACUGCACAUGAUACCUGGUUUCAUCUUUUACCGGGAUCCUCUUUGUACCAACCAGCAAGCAAGAACAAGCUCGCUCUUCCCACCCAGCCACCAUGAACCUCAUUAAAUUUCACCUUCGGGUUGGUCUUAUUGUCUUACAGGAAUCCACUGGUGUUUUUACCUAUUCUAUGAUAAACCAUUUUAACUUUGUACUUAUUUUUCUGUAAUUUCUUCAGUAAAAAAGUUAUAUUUUUUUAGUAAAAUCUUACUUCUAUUCAAGUUUGCAGCUGCUUGCUCUGCCCCUGAUCUGCCUGUUUGGCUGACAUCAGAAGUGGUCUGAGACAAUUAUAAUGCUUCCCCAUAGAAUUGGCUUAGACUGUCAAGGAGGCAGAUCAGGGGCAGAGCCAAUACAUGUUAAACACAGCCCUGACCAAUGUAUCUCGAUGAGGAAUUUCUCUAUGCAGAGGGUGGAGUCACUGAAUGUCAGUCACACUGUGCAGCACUGCCCCAGGAAGCACCUCUAGCAGCCAUCUAAGGAGUGGCCAGUGGAGGGAUCCCUACGCUGUAAUUUAGACACUGCAUUUUCUCUGAAAAGACAGUCCCUUCAAUUUAUUUGCAGCAAACACUGACUAGUCACCUGAACAACUACAGCGUAUUGUAUUUGUUCUGGUGAGUAUGUAGUGUCCCUUUAAAGAGUAAACCUCUACUGGGGCAGAAUACCUCUUAUUAAUGUCAAUAACCCAAAUUCUUGUCUUUGUCCCCAGAUUGACUGAUAAAGCAGUGAAGGAUUAUUCAGUGUAUCGAUCCAGUCUGCUCUUCUGGGCCCUUGUUGACCUUAUCUACAAUAUGUAUAAGGUGAAGUUUACAUUGCAAAAUCCAUGUGUCUUAGGCUACAAAUCUAAAUAAAUGUUUUAAGUCUUUUCCUAGUAAACAUUUAUGAAUGACCACAGGUAAUCCUUAAGCAUGAGUUUAGUAUAACAAAUUCUGUGAAUGAAUGGCUCAGUGUUAGAACCAGGAGCGAGCAUGUCAUCAAAACCUCUGUGGUACGGUAAGAGUUAAGUGGAUCUGUCCACAACUGGUUUGGCCAGGAGGAGAUAAGUGAAAGGAAAAAAGCUGUUUCUAUACAUAUUCUUCAUUGAGAAAGCCUGUUGCGUUGCACUAGCUGAGAUAUUAUGCAACAGAACGUUGCUGCCCUGAGGUUAGAUUACACUUUCAUGUUCCUUGCCUUCAAACCACAACAGAAAAUAACUAAUUCACCAUAAAUCUUGUCAUCGUUUAUUUAAUCCGCUGUCGAUCCUGUGCUAGCAGGCCUCUGCUGAAGUAACAAGUGUAGUGGAGGCAAUGUGGUCAUAGUGAGGCUUGCUCAGUGCAUGCAGCCGGCCCUGGUUGUGUUAGAGCUGCACAGCUGAAUGCAUGCUUUCUGUGUAUUGCAGAAGGUUCCUACGAGUAACACAGAGGGAGGCUGGUCUUACUCACUGGCAGAUUACAUCAGACUGAAUGACAUGCCGAUUUACGAGGCCGCAGACAAAGCCUUAAAAACGUUUCAGGACGAGUUCAUGCCCAUCGAAUCCUUUUCUGAAUUUGUGGAUGUGGCUGGUACGUAUUUCUAUCCUUUCUGUCUUGUUUCAUUAUAAUUAUUUAAUAUUACACCCACUUAGGCUAAGAAAAUAAUCACAGAGUCACAAAAAAUUAUAACUUUCACUUUUUGUGCUAAUGGCGCGUUCAACUUGAGGAAAGAAUACAUUUAAUCUGUGCACUACUCUGGCCAAUUAACAGCAAAUGUAUGAAUGAGGCUGUAUACCUUUCAGAGAAAUUACAAGAAAGCUAUGGGGUGUUUAUUUUCUUCUUUCAAUUCUGCCAAACGCUGACUUUCAACUUUUUAUUUUUCCAGGUCUUUUAACAGAAAUCAACGACCCUGACAGCUUCCUCAAAGAUCUUUUGAACUCAGUCCCCUGAGCAGCAGCUACAGGGAAUGUGCUUUUAGACUCUGGAUUCUCUGUUUCUUUCCUCCACUGGGUGUUGCAGUAAAUGUGUAUAGUUUUUGUUUUUUUCCUUUUUGUGUAUUUUGUUGUGAGUUGAGGCUCUUUAACACCUUUAUUACAGUGGCGAUUACGGUCUGCCACAAACAGCAGCAAAGUGGUUAAUGGCAACCUCUUUUACAGUGUGUUCUGCAAACACAUCCCUUUUUCACCUCUUCAGUGGAGAGUUUUCUCCUCGAGUGGCUGCACUUCUGUGUGGAUUUUUUUUGGUGUUUUUGAGUGCACGUUUCCAAGGAAAAUAAAUUUGCAACCAAAGUGAACUGCAAUGCCAAGGUUUGAGCGCCAGCUUGUGUUUCAGGAGGAAUGCCAUCCUCACCUCAUUAAUUGCAUGAUCUAUUCAGCCCACCAAAGAUAAGAUACAUGCAUGCACACAUCCUGUCAAACAUUUCCCUCUGUGUUGUAAGGACAGCCCUGUCUGAUGGCCACAAUGCAACCAAACUGGGGACCUGCUCCCCUUUCUGAGCCUCGUAGCUUCGCACUCUUUAAUCUCCUGUGGGCACUUGCAUGGUUACCUUGUCUCAGACAAACCCAAUCAUUUCUAGACAUUAAUUUCUAUGACAAUCUUGGUAUCACGUGGAGCUGUUUUUAGGAAGGAAUCAUUUGUGGUUUGGGCCCAAGUGGCUAUUCAACAAAAUCCUAAUACUACAUGUGCUUGAGUGUGGUGACCCGGAGUGUAGUGUGCCGCUUGUCAGUGUGUAUGUGUGUGCUGUCUGUUCAACGGUAAUGGGUAAAUAUUGUAUCCAGGCCGACAUCUUAACCUGUAAACCACCCGCUGUCUGCCUGAAGAUAUAUAAUAAAGCUUUUCAUUUCUCAGUCUGUUUCCUGGGAUUGAGAAUUACUUGUUGUAAGUGAUUGAUGCCAUAUGGGCUGCACUAUGUCUGUCUGGAUUGUCUCUUAUUUCCUCAAUUCAUUAGCCAUCUCCCCAUAGAGCACGCCUGGGUCCGCCAUUAUAAAGGAGAGCUGGAUUUUAUCCAGCCAAUAAAGCAGCUGCAUAUUUAUAGCUAAUGCAAAUACUUGUAUAGAAAUGUAAUUCCACUGAGUGUUAGUCCUAUCACUCUUAGUAAGCACCACAUAAACUCCUCAAAUGUACCACGUGUUCCAGAAACUCCGGGAUAAGAGGCCACAAACUGACCGUAUUCCUUCUGCAUCUUUAGGACAAUUGUUUUCUCAUCAGCAUUUUACAUGCUAGGUUUUCUCUAUUUAUUGGAUUAUCUGCAGCUUCCCUUGCAUUAGCUGCAAAUUUGGAACAAACAAUAGUUCGGGGGACAUUUACAUGUACCUCCAUUAUGCAUCAAAGCAGCCAUUAAAUGUUUGGAAAAUUGUCAGACUCGAUGGCGCUGAUUCUAGGUGCUUUAACAAACUGCAUUUCAGUCCUGCAGUCAGACAGUAGCCUUGAUUGAUUUUACUAUGGUAUAGUUUAAGAGUUUUCUUGCAGUCUUGAGUGGGUGUACAGAAUAAUAUUUUUUUGACCCUGUAAGUCCACUUAAUGUACAUCUAUUGGUCACAUGUAGCAGAGGAGUGCAGUCCGGUGAUUGAAUAAUCCAUAGUCUUCCAGGUUAUUACCCCAAAGCAAAACAUGUUUGUUUUGUGUUUAAACUCAUCCUUGGCUGAUCAUUGGCAGUCCGGCUUCUCUGCCUUUUCUAUUUUUAUUUCUUUCUGAAUUCUCUGUUUAGUAAAUAAUCCUGUUUAUCUGCAUUAUACCAGCCAACCAUGACUGGGAUGUAAUGUGUUCAUAUUAAGACAUUUAUUAUAUAGCGUUAGGUCGGGAAAUAUUUGGACUCUGACUCAAGUUUUGUUAUUUUGGCUGUUUACCACAAUAAUCUCACGUUACAGUUAAAUAAUGAAUAUGGGAUUAAAGUGCAGUCUCAGCUUUAAUCUGAGUGAUUCACAUACAAGUUGUAGGAAGGGUUGCGGAAUUAGAGCUCUUUAAUAUGUAGUGCCCUCUUUUUCAAAAAACAAAAGGAAUUGGACAAUUGACUCAAACGCUGUUUCAUGGACAGGUGAGGGUUAUUCCUUUAUUUCUUCAUGAAUUAAGCAGGUAAAAGGUCUGGAGUUGAUUCUAGGUUUGACCUUCACAUUUGGAAACUAUUGCUGUGAACUAACUUGCUUUCAAAGGAAGCUCUCAAUGCAAGUGAAACAGGCCUUCCUUUGGGCUGAAAAAAAAUCAAUUGGAGAGAUGGCAGAAACAUUAGGAGUGGUCAAAUUAACAGUUUUUGUACAUUCUGAGAAAGAAAAGGAUUCUUAACAAAGUAUUAAAAAUUUGCAUUUUAUUUAGGGUUGUGUUAAUUUGUCCAAUUACAUUUGAGUCCCUGAAAUAAGUGAACGGUGUAGAAAAAUCUUUGCAAUUCCUAAAUGUUUUAUGCGAUAGAUUUGUUCAACCCCUUGAAUUUAAAGCUGAAAGUCUGCACUUCAGUUGCAUCUUGGUUGUUAAAUUUCAAAUUCAUUUUAGUGGCAAAGAGUGCCAAAAUUAUGAAACAUGUCUGUAUCCAAAUAUUUGUGGAUCGAACUGUAUAAUUAAUGAGGAGAUUCAACAUUUUACAAAAAGUGUGAUAACACCCAUGGAUUAUGCUGCGUAAUACAUACUUUGACUAUUAUUUUAUUAUUUAUAUAGUGCCAACAAAUUCCGUAGCGCUGUACAAUGGGUGGACUAACAGACACAUAAUUGAGAUCAGACCACUGACGUACAGGAACAGAGGGGGUUGAGGACCCUGCUCGAUGAGCUUACAUGCUAGAGGGAGUGGGGUAUAGUGACACAAAGGGUUAAAGUAGGGGAAUUAAAUAGUUUGUUACAGAAGGGUUUAUUGAGUGCUUGGUAGGUCAUUUUUGACAGGUGCAGGAACGGAGUCAUGGGGUGGGGGAUGAGAAACCUGCUGACUGAUGCUCCAUACAUGUUCCUACCUAACCAAGAUUAGUGGGAGUUAAGCUCCUGGUGCAGCAGCCUUAUCACAAUAAUGGUGUUUUGGGAGAGGAGGAGAAGAAAUAAGGGAGCAGCGCUUCGAAGAUGUCCUCAAGUUCAAAGUGAUCUAAAUAUAGUGCAAUGUGUCAGAGCAUCAAUUUAAGGAGAAAAGGGAAAUAUACUUACACUGUAAGGAGCUAUCUCUUGGUGCCAAAUAUAGCUCCUGGGUUGUAUGAUCCCAGUCUAUGGAUUUAGGGCUGAUGUCUUGAUCUGACUAAACAUGGUAUGGAUAUGUAACAAAAAGAAAAAUUCCAAAAUAGUGUAGUAUGUCACGGGACCGCAAUAUAAAAUAAACUCUGUAUCAGCGCAUACUCACAUUUAUUGGAGCCUUCAAAUGGCUCUUUAUAUGAAGGCCUGGAGUGGAAUGAUCCCCACUCUUUGAUAUAUGUGCAGAACCCUCUCUUGGGUGAAGGUAGAUAAAAUCCUCACCAUGGGUA